GUGUAGAAGAAAAAGAAUAUUUAAUGAAGAAAAUUGUCAGUGAUAAGAUUGAACAUGUUGUACAAGAAGAGUUAUCAGUUGUUAAAUCGAUUGAAGAAGAGGUUGUAGUAGAAAAACCUAAAGUAUUGUUGGAUGAGAAAGAAGUUGCUGUGGUUGCAGGGUUUGAGGAAAUAGCUGAGGAGGUUACAAUAAAAGAAGCCAAAAUAAUGGAAUCACCUUCUAAGGAAGCAAUUAUUGUAGCUGAGAAGACACCUGUGGUUGAAGAGGUGCCAUCUAAAUUAGUUGAAAGUAUUGAUAAAAUUACUCUAGAAAAAGAUACGGAGGAGGAGGAGGCAUAUGUUGAUAAAGUUAUAGAUGUCGAAAAGCAAAUGUUAGUAGAAGAGGUUACUGAAAUAGCAAGAAAAGUUGUAAAGGAAGUUAGAGAAAUUGAAGAAUCUGUUGUAGAAGAAGAAAUAAUUGAAAAAGUCAGUAAAGAAGAGCUGAUAAUGGAGGAAUCUAGAGAGGAGCAUGAAUUAGAAACAACUGAUAAAGAGCCAUUACCCAAAGAGAUAUUUGAACAGGCAGAACCUGAAUAUUUGAAAAUAAUGGAUGCAAUGGUUGGGCCAGUGGUUUUAGAAGAGGAAAAAUUAGAGGUUAGAUCAGAUGAGGUUGCAGAUGAAAUUGUUAAAUUGAAGAAAGCAGAAGCAGAGGUUGAAGAGAAAGAAAAACCAGCAAUAGAAGAUGUUAGAGAAGAAAUAUCAGAAUCAGUUGUACCUGUUGUAGAGGAAAAGGUUAUUGAGGAAAUAACUGUUGAGAAAAUAGUUGAUGUGAGUAAGGUGAAAGAAUUAGAUUUGACUAAAGUGGAGGAUGAUCAAUCUAUUGUCAAAAAAGUAAUUGAGGAAUUAAUGCCAGUGAGGGAAGUAGAAGAUUUGAAGGUUGUUAAAGAGGAGGAAGUUGUUGCAUUGACAAAGGAGGAUGUAGUGUUACACAAAGAAGUAAAAGAGAAAGAACCAACUAAGGAAAUUAUUGAUAAGGAAGUUGUUAAGGAUAAAACUGAGAAAGUGGAAGAUGAAAUGGUUGAGAAAGUAGAAGAAAAAGAACUUCCUGUGGUUGAAAUGACUGCAAAAAUUGAGGAAUUUGCAUUAUCACAGGUCGUUGUCACUGAUGAGCGUCCUGUAGGAAUUGCUGUUGAGGAACCUGAAGUGAAAGAAGAAAAAUUAGAAGUAGUUUUACCUAAAGAAGUUGAAAAAGAGGCAAUAGAGGUGAAAGAAGUGUCUGUGGAAGAAAGAGAAGUGGAAGAAGCUGUACAAUUAGAUAAAUCACCAGAAAGUGUAGAAGAAAAAGAAUAUUUAAUGAAGAAAAUUGUCAGUGAUAAGAUUGAACAUGUUGUACAAGAAGAGUUAUCAGUUGUUAAAUCGAUUGAAGAAGAGGUUGUAGUAGAAAAACCUAAAGUAUUGUUGGAUGAGAAAGAAGUUGCUGUGGUUGCAGGGUUUGAGGAAAUAGCUGAGGAGGUUACAAUAAAAGAAGCCAAAAUAAUGGAAUCACCUUCUAAGGAAGCAAUUAUUGUAGCUGAGAAGACACCUGUGGUUAAAGAGGUGCCAUCUAAAUUAGUUGAAACUAUUGAUAAAAUUACUCUAGAAAAAGAUACGGAGGAGGAGGAGGCAUAUGUUGAUAAAGUUUAUAGAUGUCGAAAAGCAAAUGUUAGUAGAAGAGGUUACUGAAAUAGCAGAAAAGUUGUAAAGGAAGUUAGAGAAAUUGAAGAAUCUGUUGUAGAAGAAGAAAUAAUUGAAAAAGUCAGUAAAGAAGAGCUGAUAAUGGAGGAAUCUAGAGAGGAGCAUGAAUUAGAAACAACUGAUAAAGAGCCAUUACCCAAAGAGAUAUUUGAACAGGCAGAACCUGAAUAUUUGAAAAUAAUGGAUGCAAUGGUUGGGCCAGUGGUUUUAGAAGAGGAAAAAUUAGAGGUUAGAUCAGAUGAGGUUGCAGAUGAAAUUGUUAAAUUGAAGAAAGCAGAAGCAGAGGUUGAAGAGAAAGAAAAACCAGCAAUAGAAGAUGUUAGAGAAGAAAUAUCGGAAUCAGUUGUACCUGUUGUAGAGGAAAAGGUUAUUGAGGAAAUAACUGUUGAGAAAAUAGUUGAUGUGAGUAAGGUGAAAGAAUUAGAUUUGACUAAAGUGGAGGUUGAUCAAUCUAUUGUCAAAAAAGUAAUUGAGGAAUUAAUGCCAGUGAGGGAAGUAGAAGAUUUAAAGGUUGUUAAAGAGGAGGAAGUUGUUGCAUUGACAAAGGAGGAUGUAGUGUUACACAAAGAAGUAAAAGAGAAAGAACCAACUAAGGAAAUUAUUGAUAAGGAAGUUGUUAAGGAUAAAACUGAGAAAGUGGAAGAUGAAAUGGUUGAGAAAGUAGAAGAAAAAGAACUUCCUGUGGUUGAAAUGACUGCAAAAAUUGAGGAAUUUGCAUUAUCACAGGUCGUUGUCACUGAUGAGCGUCCUGUAGGAAUUGCUGUUGAGGAACCUGAAGUGAAAGAAGAAAAAUUAGAAGUAGUUUUACCUAAAGAAGUUGAAAAAGAGGCAAUAGAGGUGAAAGAAGUGUCUGUGGAAGAAAGAGAAGUGGAAGAAGCUGUACAAUUAGAUAAAUCACCAGAAAGUGUAGAAGAAAAAGAAUAUUUAAUGAAGAAAAUUGUCAGUGAUAAGAUUGAACAUGUUGUACAAGAAGAGUUAUCAGUUGUUAAAUCGAUUGAAGAAGAGGUUGUAGUAGAAAAACCUAAAGUAUUGUUGGAUGAGAAAGAAGUUGCUGUGGUUGCAGGGUUUGAGGAAAUAGCUGAGGAGGUUACAAUAAAAGAAGCCAAAAUAAUGGAAUCACCUUCUAAGGAAGCAAUUAUUGUAGCUGAGAAGACACCUGUGGUUGAAGAGGUGCCAUCUAAAUUAGUUGAAAGUAUUGAUAAAAUUACUCUAGAAAAAGAUACGGAGGAGGAGGAGGCAUAUGUUGAUAAAGUUAUAGAUGUCGAAAAGCAAAUGUUAGUAGAAGAGGUUACUGAAAUAGCAAGAAAAGUUGUAAAGGAAGUUAGAGAAAUUGAAGAAUCUGUUGUAGAAGAAGAAAUAAUUGAAAAAGUCAGUAAAGAAGAGCUGAUAAUGGAGGAAUCUAGAGAGGAGCAUGAAUUAGAAACAACUGAUAAAGAGCCAUUACCCAAAGAGAUAUUUGAACAGGCAGAACCUGAAUAUUUGAAAAUAAUGGAUGCAAUGGUUGGGCCAGUGGUUUUAGAAGAGGAAAAAUUAGAGGUUAGAUCAGAUGAGGUUGCAGAUGAAAUUGUUAAAUUGAAGAAAGCAGAAGCAGAGGUUGAAGAGAAAGAAAAACCAGCAAUAGAAGAUGUUAGAGAAGAAAUAUCGGAAUCAGUUGUACCUGUUGUAGAGGAAAAGGUUAUUGAGGAAAUAACUGUUGAGAAAAUAGUUGAUGUGAGUAAGGUGAAAGAAUUAGAUUUGACUAAAGUGGAGGAUGAUCAAUCUAUUGUCAAAAAAGUAAUUGAGGAAUUAAUGCCAGUGAGGGAAGUAGAAGAUUUGAAGGUUGUUAAAGAGGAGGAAGUUGUUGCAUUGACAAAGGAGGAUGUAGUGUUACACAAAGAAGUAAAAGAGAAAGAACCAACUAAGGAAAUUAUUGAUAAGGAAGUUGUUAAGGAUAAAACUGAGAAAGUGGAAGAUGAAAUGGUUGAGAAAGUAGAAGAAAAAGAACUUCCUGUGGUUGAAAUGACUGCAAAAAUUGAGGAAUUUGCAUUAUCACAGGUCGUUGUCACUGAUGAGCGUCCUGUAGGAAUUGCUGUUGAGGAACCUGAAGUGAAAGAAGAAAAAUUAGAAGUAGUUUUACCUAAAGAAGUUGAAAAAGAGGCAAUAGAGGUGAAAGAAGUGUCUGUGGAAGAAAGAGAAGUGGAAGAAGCUGUACAAUUAGAUGAAUCACCAGAAAGUGUAGAAGAAAAAGAAUAUUUAAUGAAGAAAAUUGUCAGUGAUAAGAUUGAACAUGUUGUACAAGAAGAGUUAUCAGUUGUUAAAUCGAUUGAAGAAGAGGUUGUAGUAGAAAAACCUAAAGUAUUGUUGGAUGAGAAAGAAGUUGCUGUGGUUGCAGGGUUUGAGGAAAUAGCUGAGGAGGUUACAAUAAAAGAAGCCAAAAUAAUGGAAUCACCUUCUAAGGAAGCAAUUAUUGUAGCUGAGAAGACACCUGUGGUUGAAGAGGUGCCAUCUAAAUUAGUUGAAACUAUUGAUAAAAUUACUCUAGAAAAAGAUACGGAGGAGGAGGAGGCAUAUGUUGAUAAAGUUAUAGAUGUCGAAAAGCAAAUGUUAGUAGAAGAGGUUACUGAAAUAGCAAGAAAAGUUGUAAAGGAAGUUAGAGAAAUUGAAGAAUCUGUUGUAGAAGAAGAAAUAAUUGAAAAAGUCAGUAAAGAAGAGCUGAUAAUGGAGGAAUCUAGAGAGGAGCAUGAAUUAGAAACAACUGAUAAAGAGCCAUUACCCAAAGAGAUAUUUGAACAGGCAGAACCUGAAUAUUUGAAAAUAAUGGAUGCAAUGGUUGGGCCAGUGGUUUUAGAAGAGGAAAAAUUAGAGGUUAGAUCAGAUGAGGUUGCAGAUGAAAUUGUUAAAUUGAAGAAAGGAGAAGCAGAGGUUGAAGAGAAAGAAAAACCAGCAAUAGAAGAUGUUAGAGAAGAAAUAUCGGAAUCAGUUGUACCUGUUGUAGAGGAAAAGGUUAUUGAGGAAAUAACUGUUGAGAAAAUAGUUGAUGUGAGUAAGGUGAAAGAAUUAGAUUUGACUAAAGUGGAGGAUGAUCAAUCUAUUGUCAAAAAAGUAAUUGAGGAAUUAAUGCCAGUGAGGGAAGUAGAAGAUUUGAAGGUUGUUAAAGAGGAGGAAGUUGUUGCAUUGACAAAGGAGGAUGUAGUGUUACACAAAGAAGUAAAAGAGAAAGAACCAACUAAGGAAAUUAUUGAUAAGGAAGUUGUUAAGGAUAAAACUGAGAAAGUGGAAGAUGAAAUGGUUGAGAAAGUAGAAGAAAAAGAACUUCCUGUGGUUGAAAUGACUGCAAAAAUUGAGGAAUUUGCAUUAUCACAGGUCGUUGUCACUGAUGAGCGUCCUGUAGGAAUUGCUGUUGAGGAACCUGAAGUGAAAGAAGAAAAAUUAGAAGUAGUUUUACCUAAAGAAGUUGAAAAAGAGGCAAUAGAGGUGAAAGAAGUGUCUGUGGAAGAAGCUGUACAAUUAGAUAAAUCACCAGAAAGUGUAGAAGAAAAAGAAUAUUUAAUGAAGAAAAUUGUCAGUGAUAAGAUUGAACAUGUUGUACAAGAAGAGUUAUCAGUUGUUAAAUCGAUUGAAGAAGAGGUUGUAGUAGAAAAACCUAAAGUAUUGUUGGAUGAGAAGGAAGUUGCUGUGGUUGCAGGGUUUGAGGAAAUAGCUGAGGAGGUUACAAUAAAAGAAGCCAAAAUAAUGGAAUCACCUUCUAAGGAAGCAAUUAUUGUAGCUGAGAAGACACCUGUGGUUGAAGAGGUGCCAUCUAAAUUAGUUGAAACUAUUGAUAAAAUUACUCUAGAAAAAGAUACGGAGGAGGAGGAGGCAUAUGUUGAUAAAGUUAUAGAUGUCGAAAAGCAAAUGUUAGUAGAAGAGGUUACUGAAAUAGCAAGAAAAGUUGUAAAGGAAGUUAGAGAAAUUGAAGAAUCUGUUGUAGAAGAAGAAAUAAUUGAAAAAGUCAGUAAAGAAGAGCUGAUAAUGGAGGAAUCUAGAGAGGAGCAUGAAUUAGAAACAACUGAUAAAGAGCCAUUACCCAAAGAGAUAUUUGAACAGGCAGAACCUGAAUAUUUGAAAAUAAUGGAUGCAAUGGUUGGGCCAGUGGUUUUAGAAGAGGAAAAAUUAGAGGUUAGAUCAGAUGAGGUUGCAGAUGAAAUUGUUAAAUUGAAGAAAGCAGAAGCAGAGGUUGAAGAGAAAGAAAAACCAGCAAUAGAAGAUGUUAGAGAAGAAAUAUCGGAAUCAGUUGUACCUGUUGUAGAGGAAAAGGUUAUUGAGGAAAUAACUGUUGAGAAAAUAGUUGAUGUGAGUAAGGUGAAAGAAUUAGAUUUGACUAAAGUGGAGGAUGAUCAAUCUAUUGUCAAAAAAGUAAUUGAGGAAUUAAUGCCAGUGAGGGAAGUAGAAGAUUUAAAGGUUGUUAAAGAGGAGGAAGUUGUUGCAUUGACAAAGGAGGAUGUAGUGUUACACAAAGAAGUAAAAGAGAAAGAACCAACUAAGGAAAUUAUUGAUAAGGAAGUUGUUAAGGAUAAAACUGAGAAAGUGGAAGAUGAAAUGGUUGAGAAAGUAGAAGAAAAAGAACUUCCUGUGGUUGAAAUGACUGCAAAAAUUGAGGAAUUUGCAUUAUCACAGGUCGUUGUCACUGAUGAGCGUCCUGUAGGAAUUGCUGUUGAGGAACCUGAAGUGAAAGAAGAAAAAUUAGAAGUAGUUUUACCUAAAGAAGUUGAAAAAGAGGCAAUAGAGGUGAAAGAAGUGUCUGUGGAAGAAAGAGAAGUGGAAGAAGCUGUACAAUUAGAUAAAUCACCAGAAAGUGUAGAAGAAAAAGAAUAUUUAAUGAAGAAAAUUGUCAGUGAUAAGAUUGAACAUGUUGUACAAGAAGAGUUAUCAGUUGUUAAAUCGAUUGAAGAAGAGGUUGUAGUAGAAAAACCUAAAGUAUUGUUGGAUGAGAAAGAAGUUGCUGUGGUUGCAGGGUUUGAGGAAAUAGCUGAGGAGGUUACAAUAAAAGAAGCCAAAAUAAUGGAAUCACCUUCUAAGGAAGCAAUUAUUGUAGCUGAGAAGACACCUGUGGUUGAAGAGGUGCCAUCUAAAUUAGUUGAAAGUAUUGAUAAAAUUACUCUAGAAAAAGAUACGGAGGAGGAGGAGGCAUAUGUUGAUAAAGUUAUAGAUGUCGAAAAGCAAAUGUUAGUAGAAGAGGUUACUGAAAUAGCAAGAAAAGUUGUAAAGGAAGUUAGAGAAAUUGAAGAAUCUGUUGUAGAAGAAGAAAUAAUUGAAAAAGUCAGUAAAGAAGAGCUGAUAAUGGAGGAAUCUAGAGAGGAGCAUGAAUUAGAAACAACUGAUAAAGAGCCAUUACCCAAAGAGAUAUUUGAACAGGCAGAACCUGAAUAUUUGAAAAUAAUGGAUGCAAUGGUUGGGCCAGUGGUUUUAGAAGAGGAAAAAUUAGAGGUUAGAUCAGAUGAGGUUGCAGAUGAAAUUGUUAAAUUGAAGAAAGCAGAAGCAGAGGUUGAAGAGAAAGAAAAACCAGCAAUAGAAGAUGUUAGAGAAGAAAUAUCGGAAUCAGUUGUACCUGUUGUAGAGGAAAAGGUUAUUGAGGAAAUAACUGUUGAGAAAAUAGUUGAUGUGAGUAAGGUGAAAGAAUUAGAUUUGACUAAAGUGGAGGAUGAUCAAUCUAUUGUCAAAAAAGUAAUUGAGGAAUUAAUGCCAGUGAGGGAAGUAGAAGAUUUGAAGGUUGUUAAAGAGGAGGAAGUUGUUGCAUUGACAAAGGAGGAUGUAGUGUUACACAAAGAAGUAAAAGAGAAAGAACCAACUAAGGAAAUUAUUGAUAAGGAAGUUGUUAAGGAUAAAACUGAGAAAGUGGAAGAUGAAAUGGUUGAGAAAGUAGAAGAAAAAGAGCUUCCUGUGGUUGAAAUGACUGCAAAAAUUGAGGAAUUUGCUUUAUCACAGGUCGUUGUCACUGAUGAGCGUCCUGUAGGAAUUGCUGUUGAGGAACCUGAAGUGAAAGAAGAAAAAUUAGAAGUAGUUUUACCUAAAGAAGUUGAAAAAGAGGCAAUAGAGGUGAAAGAAGUGUCUGUGGAAGAAAGAGAAGUGGAAGAAGCUGUACAAUUAGAUAAAUCACCAGAAAGUGUAGAAGAAAAAGAAUAUUUAAUGAAGAAAAUUGUCAGUGAUAAGAUUGAACAUGUUGUACAAGAAGAGUUAUCAGUUGUUAAAUCGAUUGAAGAAGAGGUUGUAGUAGAAAAACCUAAAGUAUUGUUGGAUGAGAAAGAAGUUGCUGUGGUUGCAGGGUUUGAGGAAAUAGCUGAGGAGGUUACAAUAAAAGAAGCCAAAAUAAUGGAAUCACCUUCUAAGGAAGCAAUUAUUGUAGCUGAGAAGACACCUGUGGUUGAAGAGGUGCCAUCUAAAUUAGUUGAAAGUAUUGAUAAAAUUACUCUAGAAAAAGAUACGGAGGAGGAGGAGGCAUAUGUUGAUAAAGUUAUAGAUGUCGAAAAGCAAAUGUUAGUAGAAGAGGUUACUGAAAUAGCAAGAAAAGUUGUAAAGGAAGUUAGAGAAAUUGAAGAAUCUGUUGUAGAAGAAGAAAUAAUUGAAAAAGUCAGUAAAGAAGAGCUGAUAAUGGAGGAAUCUAGAGAGGAGCAUGAAUUAGAAACAACUGAUAAAGAGCCAUUACCCAAAGAGAUAUUUGAACAGGCAGAACCUGAAUAUUUGAAAAUAAUGGAUGCAAUGGUUGGGCCAGUGGUUUUAGAAGAGGAAAAAUUAGAGGUUAGAUCAGAUGAGGUUGCAGAUGAAAUUGUUAAAUUGAAGAAAGCAGAAGCAGAGGUUGAAGAGAAAGAAAAACCAGCAAUAGAAGAUGUUAGAGAAGAAAUAUCAGAAUCAGUUGUACCUGUUGUAGAGGAAAAGGUUAUUGAGGAAAUAACUGUUGAGAAAAUAGUUGAUGUGAGUAAGGUGAAAGAAUUAGAUUUGACUAAAGUGGAGGAUGAUCAAUCUAUUGUCAAAAAAGUAAUUGAGGAAUUAAUGCCAGUGAGGGAAGUAGAAGAUUUGAAGGUUGUUAAAGAGGAGGAAGUUGUUGCAUUGACAAAGGAGGAUGUAGUGUUACACAAAGAAGUAAAAGAGAAAGAACCAACUAAGGAAAUUAUUGAUAAGGAAGUUGUUAAGGAUAAAACUGAGAAAGUGGAAGAUGAAAUGGUUGAGAAAGUAGAAGAAAAAGAACUUCCUGUGGUUGAAAUGACUGCAAAAAUUGAGGAAUUUGCAUUAUCACAGGUCGUUGUCACUGAUGAGCGUCCUGUAGGAAUUGCUGUUGAGGAACCUGAAGUGAAAGAAGAAAAAUUAGAAGUAGUUUUACCUAAAGAAGUUGAAAAAGAGGCAAUAGAGGUGAAAGAAGUGUCUGUGGAAGAAAGAGAAGUGGAAGAAGCUGUACAAUUAGAUAAAUCACCAGAAAGUGUAAAAGAAAAAGAAUAUUUAAUGAAGAAAAUUGUCAGUGAUAAGAUUGAACAUGUUGUACAAGAAGAGUUAUCAGUUGUUAAAUCGAUUGAAGAAGAGGUUGUAGUAGAAAAACCUAAAGUAUUGUUGGAUGAGAAAGAAGUUGCUGUGGUUGCAGGGUUUGAGGAAAUAGCUGAGGAGGUUACAAUAAAAGAAGCCAAAAUAAUGGAAUCACCUUCUAAGGAAGCAAUUAUUGUAGCUGAGAAGACACCUGUGGUUGAAGAGGUGCCAUCUAAAUUAGUUGAAACUAUUGAUAAAAUUACUCUAGAAAAAGAUACGGAGGAGGAGGAGGCAUAUGUUGAUAAAGUUAUAGAUGGCGAAAAGCAAAUGUUAGUAGAAGAGGUUACUGAAAUAGCAAGAAAAGUUGUAAAGGAAGUUAGAGAAAUUGAAGAAUCUGUUGUAGAAGAAGAAAUAAUUGAAAAAGUCAGUAAAGAAGAGCUGAUAAUGGAGGAAUCUAGAGAGGAGCAUGAAUUAGAAACAACUGAUAAAGAGCCAUUACCCAAAGAGAUAUUUGAACAGGCAGAACCUGAAUAUUUGAAAAUAAUGGAUGCAAUGGUUGGGCCAGUGGUUUUAGAAGAGGAAAAAUUAGAGGUUAGAUCAGAUGAGGUUGCAGAUGAAAUUGUUAAAUUGAAGAAAGCAGAAGCAGAGGUUGAAGAGAAAGAAAAACCAGCAAUAGAAGAUGUUAGAGAAGAAAUAUCGGAAUCAGUUGUACCUGUUGUAGAGGAAAAGGUUAUUGAGGAAAUAACUGUUGAGAAAAUAGUUGAUGUGAGUAAGGUGAAAGAAUUAGAUUUGACUAAAGUGGAGGAUGAUCAAUCUAUUGUCAAAAAAGUAAUUGAGGAAUUAAUGCCAGUGAGGGAAGUAGAAGAUUUGAAGGUUGUUAAAGAGGAGGAAGUUGUUGCAUUGACAAAGGAGGAUGUAGUGUUACACAAAGAAGUAAAAGAGAAAGAACCAACUAAGGAAAUUAUUGAUAAGGAAGUUGUUAAGGAUAAAACUGAGAAAGUGGAAGAUGAAAUGGUUGAGAAAGUAGAAGAAAAAGAACUUCCUGUGGUUGAAAUGACUGCAAAAAUUGAGGAAUUUGCAUUAUCACAGGUCGUUGUCACUGAUGAGCGUCCUGUAGGAAUUGCUGUUGAGGAACCUGAAGUGAAAGAAGAAAAAUUAGAAGUAGUUUUACCUAAAGAAGUUGAAAAAGAGGCAAUAGAGGUGAAAGAAGUGUCUGUGGAAGAAGCUGUACAAUUAGAUAAAUCACCAGAAAGUGUAGAAGAAAAAGAAUAUUUAAUGAAGAAAAUUGUCAGUGAUAAGAUUGAACAUGUUGUACAAGAAGAGUUAUCAGUUGUUAAAUCGAUUGAAGAAGAGGUUGUAGUAGAAAAACCUAAAGUAUUGUUGGAUGAGAAAGAAGUUGCUGUGGUUGCAGGGUUUGAGGAAAUAGCUGAGGAGGUUACAAUAAAAGAAGCCAAAAUAAUGGAAUCACCUUCUAAGGAAGCAAUUAUUGUAGCUGAGAAGACACCUGUGGUUGAAGAGGUGCCAUCUAAAUUAGUUGAAACUAUUGAUAAAAUUACUCUAGAAAAAGAUACGGAGGAGGAGAAGGCAUAUGUUGAUAAAGUUAUAGAUGUCGAAAAGCAAAUGUUAGUAGAAGAGGUUACUGAAAUAGCAAGAAAAGUUGUAAAGGAAGUUAGAGAAAUUGAAGAAUCUGUUGUAGAAGAAGAAAUAAUUGAAAAAGUCAGUAAAGAAGAGCUGAUAAUGGAGGAAUCUAGAGAGGAGCAUGAAUUAGAAACAACUGAUAAAGAGCCAUUACCCAAAGAGAUAUUUGAACAGGCAGAACCUGAAUAUUUGAAAAUAAUGGAUGCAAUGGUUGGGCCAGUGGUUUUAGAAGAGGAAAAAUUAGAGGUUAGAUCAGAUGAGGUUGCAGAUGAAAUUGUUAAAUUGAAGAAAGCAGAAGCAGAGGUUGAAGAGAAAGAAAAACUAGCAAUAGAAGAUGUUAGAGAAGAAAUAUCGGAAUCAGUUGUACCUGUUGUAGAGGAAAAGGUUAUUGAGGAAAUAACUGUUGAGAAAAUAGUUGAUGUGAGUAAGGUGAAAGAAUUAGAUUUGACUAAAGUGGAGGAUGAUCAAUCUAUUGUCAAAAAAGUAAUUGAGGAAUUAAUGCCAGUGAGGGAAGUAGAAGAUUUGAAGGUUGUUAAAGAGGAGGAAGUUGUUGCAUUGACAAAGGAGGAUGUAGUGUUACACAAAGAAGUAAAAGAGAAAGAACCAACUAAGGAAAUUAUUGAUAAGGAAGUUGUUAAGGAUAAAACUGAGAAAGUGGAAGAUGAAAUGGUUGAGAAAGUAGAAGAAAAAGAACUUCCUGUGGUUGAAAUGACUGCAAAAAUUGAGGAAUUUGCAUUAUCACAGGUCGUUGUCACUGAUGAGCGUCCUGUAGGAAUUGCUGUUGAGGAACCUGAAGUGAAAGAAGAAAAAUUAGAAGUAGUUUUACCUAAAGAAGUUGAAAAAGAGGCAAUAGAGGUGAAAGAAGUGUCUGUGGAAGAAAGAGAAGUGGAAGAAGCUGUACAAUUAGAUAAAUCACCAGAAAGUGUAGAAGAAAAAGAAUAUUUAAUGAAGAAAAUUGUCAGUGAUAAGAUUGAACAUGUUGUACAAGAAGAGUUAUCAGUUGUUAAAUCGAUUGAAGAAGAGGUUGUAGUAGAAAAACCUAAAGUAUUGUUGGAUGAGAAAGAAGUUGCUGUGGUUGCAGGGUUUGAAGAAAUAGCUGAGGAGGUUACAAUAAAAGAAGCCAAAAUAAUGGAAUCACCUUCUAAGGAAGCAAUUAUUGUAGCUGAGAAGACACCUGUUGUUGAAGAGGUGCCAUCUAAAUUAGUUGAAACUAUUGAUAAAAUUACUCUAGAAAAAGAUACGGAGGAGGAGGAGGCAUAUGUUGAUAAAGUUAUAGAUGUCGAAAAGCAAAUGUUAGUAGUAGAGGUUACUGAAAUAGCAAGACAAGUUGUAAAGGAAGUUAGAGAAAUUGAAGAAUCUGUUGUAGAAGAAGAAAUAAUUGAAAAAGUCAGUAAAGAAGAGCUGAUAAUGGAGGAAUCUAGAGAGGAGCAUGAAUUAGAAACAACUGAUAAAGAGCCAUUACCCAAAGAGAUAUUUGAACAGGCAGAACCUGAAUAUUUGAAAAUAAUGGAUGCAAUGGUUGGGCCAGUGGUUUUAGAAGAGGAAAAAUUAGAGGUUAGAUCAGAUGAGGUUGCAGAUGAAAUUGUUAAAUUGAAGAAAGCAGAAGCAGAGGUUGAAGAGAAAGAAAAACUAGCAAUAGAAGAUGUUAGAGAAGAAAUAUCGGAAUCAGUUGUACCUGUUGUAGAGGAAAAGGUUAUUGAGGAAAUAACUGUUGAGAAAAUAGUUGAUGUGAGUAAGGUGAAAGAAUUAGAUUUGACUAAAGUGGAGGAUGAUCAAUCUAUUGUCAAAAAAGUAAUUGAGGAAUUAAUGCCAGUGAGGGAAGUAGAAGAUUUGAAGGUUGUUAAAGAGGAGGAAGUUGUUGCAUUGACAAAGGAGGAUGUAGUGUUACACAAAGAAGUAAAAGAGAAAGAACCAACUAAGGAAAUUAUUGAUAAAGAAGUUGUUAAGGAUAAAACUGAGAAAGUGGAAGAUGAAAUGGUUGAGAAAGUAGAAGAAAAAGAACUUCCUGUGGUUGAAAUGACUGCAAAAAUUGAGGAAUUUGCAUUAUCACAGGUCGUUGUCACUGAUGAGCGUCCUGUAGGAAUUGCUGUUGAGAAACCUGAAGUGAAAGAAGAAAAAUUAGAAGUAGUUUUACCUAAAGAAGUUGAAAAAGAGGCAAUAGAGGUGAAAGAAGUGUCUGUGGAAGAAAGAGAAGUGGAAGAAGCUGUACAAUUAGAUAAAUCACCAGAAAGUGUAGAAGAAAAAGAAUAUUUAAUGAAGAAAAUUGUCAGUGAUAAGAUUGAACAUGUUGUACAAGAAGAGUUAUCAGUUGUUAAAUCGAUUGAAGAAGAGGUUGUAGUAGAAAAACCUAAAGUAUUGAAGGAUGAGAAAGAAGUUGCUGUGGUUGCAGGGUUUGAGGAAAUAGCUGAGGAGGUUACAAUAAAAGAAGCCAAAAUAAUGGAAUCACCUUCUAAGGAAGCAAUUAUUGUAGCUGAGAAGACACCUGUGGUUGAAGAGGUGCCAUCUAAAUUAGUUGAAACUAUUGAUAAAAUUACUCUAGAAAAAGAUACGGAGGAGGAGGAGGCUUAUGUUGAUAAAGUUAUAGAUGUCGAAAAGCAAAUGUUAGUAGAAGAGGUCACUGAAAUAGCAAGAAAAGUUGUAAAGGAAGUUAGAGAAAUUGAAGAAUCUGUUGUAGAAGAAGAAAUAAUUGAAAAAGUCAGUAAAGAAGAGCUGAUAAUGGAGGAAUCUAGAGAGGAGCAUGAAUUAGAAACAACUGAUAAAGAGCCAUUACCCAAAGAGAUAUUUGAACAGGCAGAACCUGAAUAUUUGAAAAUAAUGGAUGCAAUGGUUGGGCCAGUGGUUUUAGAAGAGGAAAAAUUAGAGGUUAGAUCAGAUGAGGUUGCAGAUGAAAUUGUUAAAUUGAAGAAAGCAGAAGCAGAGGUUGAAGAGAAAGAAAAACCAGCAAUAGAAGAUGUUAGAGAAGAAAUAUCGGAAUCAGUUGUACCUGUUGUAGAGGAAAAGGUUAUUGAGGAAAUAACUGUUGAGAAAAUAGUUGAUGUGAGUAAGGUGAAAGAAUUAGAUUUGACUAAAGUGGAGGAUGAUCAAUCUAUUGUCAAAAAAGUAAUUGAGGAAUUAAUGCCAGUGAGGGAAGUAGAAGAUUUGAAGGUUGUUAAAGAGGAGGAAGUUGUUGCAUUGACAAAGGAGGAUGUAGUGUUACACAAAGAAGUAAAAGAGAAAGAACCAACUAAGGAAAUUAUUGAUAAGGAAGUUGUUAAGGAUAAAACUGAGAAAGUGGAAGAUGAAAUGGUUGAGAAAGUAGAAGAAAAAGAACUUCCUGUGGUUGAAAUGACUGCAAAAAUUGAGGAAUUUGCAUUAUCACAGGUCGUUGUCACUGAUGAGCGUCCUGUAGGAAUUGCUGUUGAGGAACCUGAAGUGAAAGAAGAAAAAUUAGAAGUAGUUUUACCUAAAGAAGUUGAAAAAGAGGCAAUAGAGGUGAAAGAAGUGUCUGUGGAAGAAAGAGAAGUGGAAGAAGCUGUACAAUUAGAUAAAUCACCAGAAAGUGUAGAAGAAAAAGAAUAUUUAAUGAAGAAAAUUGUCAGUGAUAAGAUUGAACAUGUUGUACAAGAAGAGUUAUCAGUUGUUAAAUCGAUUGAAGAAGAGGUUGUAGUAGAAAAACCUAAAGUAUUGUUGGAUGAGAAAGAAGUUGCUGUGGUUGCAGGGUUUGAGGAAAUAGCUGAGGAGGUUACAAUAAAAGAAGCCAAAAUAAUGGAAUCACCUUCUAAGGAAGCAAUUAUUGUAGCUGAGAAGACACCUGUGGUUGAAGAGGUGCCAUCUAAAUUAGUUGAAACUAUUGAUAAAAUUACUCUAGAAAAAGAUACGGAUGAGGAGGAGGCAUAUGUUGAUAAAGUUAUAGAUGUCGAAAAGCAAAUGUUAGUAGAAGAGGUUACUGAAAUAGCAAGAAAAGUUGUAAAGGAAGUUAGAGAAAUUGAAGAAUCUGUUGUAGAAGAAGAAAUAAUUGAAAAAGUCAGUAAAGAAGAGCUGAUAAUGGAGGAAUCUAGAGAGGAGCAUGAAUUAGAAACAACUGAUAAAGAGCCAUUACCCAAAGAGAUAUUUGAACAGGCAGAACCUGAAUAUUUGAAAAUAAUGGAUGCAAUGGUUGGGCCAGUGGUUUUAGAAGAGGAAAAAUUAGAGGUUAGAUCAGAUGAGGUUGCAGAUGAAAUUGUUAAAUUGAAGAAAGCAGAAGCAGAGGUUGAAGAGAAAGAAAAACCAGCAAUAGAAGAUGUUAGAGAAGAAAUAUCGGAAUCAGUUGUACCUGUUGUAGAGGAAAAGGUUAUUGAGGAAAUAACUGUUGAGAAAAUAGUUGAUGUGAGUAAGGUGAAAGAAUUAGAUUUGACUAAAGUGGAGGAUGAUCAAUCUAUUGUCAAAAAAGUAAUUGAGGAAUUAAUGCCAGUGAGGGAAGUAGAAGAUUUGAAGGUUGUUAAAGAGGAGGAAGUUGUUGCAUUGACAAAGGAGGAUGUAGUGUUACACAAAGAAGUAAAAGAGAAAGAACCAACUAAGGAAAUUAUUGAUAAGGAAGUUGUUAAGGAUAAAACUGAGAAAGUGGAAGAUGAAAUGGUUGAGAAAGUAGAAGAAAAAGAACUUCCUGUGGUUGAAAUGACUGCAAAAAUUGAGGAAUUUGCAUUAUCACAGGUCGUUGUCACUGAUGAGCGUCCUGUAGGAAUUGCUGUUGAGAAACCUGAAGUGAAAGAAGAAAAAUUAGAAGUAGUUUUACCUAAAGAAGUUGAAAAAGAGGCAAUAGAGGUGAAAGAAGUGUCUGUGGAAGAAAGAGAAGUGGAAGAAGCUGUACAAUUAGAUAAAUCACCAGAAAGUGUAGAAGAAAAAGAAUAUUUAAUGAAGAAAAUUGUCAGUGAUAAGAUUGAACAUGUUGUACAAGAAGAGUUAUCAGUUGUUAAAUCGAUUGAAGAAGAGGUUGUAGUAGAAAAACCUAAAGUAUUGUUGGAUGAGAAAGAAGUUGCUGUGGUUGCAGGGUUUGAGGAAAUAGCUGAGGAGGUUACAAUAAAAGAAGCCAAAAUAAUGGAAUCACCUUCUAAGGAAGCAAUUAUUGUAGCUGAGAAGACACCUGUGGUUGAAGAGGUGCCAUCUAAAUUAGUUGAAACUAUUGAUAAAAUUACUCUAGAAAAAGAUACGGAGGAGGAGGAGGCAUAUGUUGAUAAAGUUAUAGAUGUCGAAAAGCAAAUGUUAGUAGAAGAGGUUACUGAAAUAGCAAGAAAAGUUGUAAAGGAAGUUAGAGAAAUUGAAGAAUCUGUUGUAGAAGAAGAAAUAAUUGAAAAAGUCAGUAAAGAAGAGCUGAUAAUGGAGGAAUCUAGAGAGGAGCAUGAAUUAGAAACAACUGAUAAAGAGCCAUUACCCAAAGAGAUAUUUGAACAGGCAGAACCUGAAUAUUUGAAAAUAAUGGAUGCAAUGGUUGGGCCAGUGGUUUUAGAAGAGGAAAAAUUAGAGGUUAGAUCAGAUGAGGUUGCAGAUGAAAUUGUUAAAUUGAAGAAAGCAGAAGCAGAGGUUGAAGAGAAAGAAAAACCAGCAAUAGAAGAUGUUAGAGAAGAAAUAUCGGAAUCAGUUGUACCUGUUGUAGAGGAAAAGGUUAUUGAGGAAAUAACUGUUGAGAAAAUAGUUGAUGUGAGUAAGGUGAAAGAAUUAGAUUUGACUAAAGUGGAGGAUGAUCAAUCUAUUGUCAAAAAAGUAAUUGAGGAAUUAAUGCCAGUGAGGGAAGUAGAAGAUUUGAAGGUUGUUAAAGAGGAGGAAGUUGUUGCAUUGACAAAGGAGGAUGUAGUGUUACACAAAGAAGUAAAAGAGAAAGAACCAACUAAGGAAAUUAUUGAUAAGGAAGUUGUUAAGGAUAAAACUGAGAAAGUGGAAGAUGAAAUGGUUGAGAAAGUAGAAGAAAAAGAACUUCCUGUGGUUGAAAUGACUGCAAAAAUUGAGGAAUUUGCAUUAUCACAGGUCGUUGUCACUGAUGAGCGUCCUGUAGGAAUUGCUGUUGAGGAACCUGAAGUGAAAGAAGAAAAAUUAGAAGUAGUUUUACCUAAAGAAGUUGAAAAAGAGGCAAUAGAUGUGAAAGAAGUGUCUGUGGAAGAAGCUGUACAAUUAGAUAAAUCACCAGAAAGUGUAGAAGAAAAAGAAUAUUUAAUGAAGAAAAUUGUCAGUGAUAAGAUUGAACAUGUUGUACAAGAAGAGUUAUCAGUUGUUAAAUCGAUUGAAGAAGAGGUUGUAGUAGAAAAACCUAAAGUAUUGUUGGAUGAGAAAGAAGUUGCUGUGGUUGCAGGGUUUGAGGAAAUAGCUGAGGAGGUUACAAUAAAAGAAGCCAAAAUAAUGGAAUCACCUUCUAAGGAAGCAAUUAUUGUAGCUGAGAAGACACCUGUGGUUGAAGAGGUGCCAUCUAAAUUAGUUGAAAGUAUUGAUAAAAUUACUCUAGAAAAAGAUACGGAGGAGGAGGAGGCAUAUGUUGAUAAAGUUAUAGAUGUCGAAAAGCAAAUGUUAGUAGAAGAGGUUACUGAAAUAGCAAGAAAAGUUGUAAAGGAAGUUAGAGAAAUUGAAGAAUCUGUUGUAGAAGAAGAAAUAAUUGAAAAAGUCAGUAAAGAAGAGCUGAUAAUGGAGGAAUCUAGAGAGGAGCAUGAAUUAGAAACAACUGAUAAAGAGCCAUUACCCAAAGAGAUAUUUGAACAGGCAGAACCUGAAUAUUUGAAAAUAAUGGAUGCAAUGGUUGGGCCAGUGGUUUUAGAAGAGGAAAAAUUAGAUGUUAGAUCAGAUGAGGUUGCAGAUGAAAUUGUUAAAUUGAAGAAAGCAGAAGCAGAGGUUGAAGAGAAAGAAAAACCAGCAAUAGAAGAUGUUAGAGAAGAAAUAUCGGAAUCAGUUGUACCUGUUGUAGAGGAAAAGGUUAUUGAGGAAAUAACUGUUGAGAAAAUAGUUGAUGUGAGUAAGGUGAAAGAAUUAGAUUUGACUAAAGUGGAGGAUGAUCAAUCUAUUGUCAAAAAAGUAAUUGAGGAAUUAAUGCCAAUGAGGGAAGUAGAAGAUUUGAAGGUUGUUAAAGAGGAGGAAGUUGUUGCAUUGACAAAGGAGGAUGUAGUGUUACACAAAGAAGUAAAAGAGAAAGAACCAACUAAGGAAAUUAUUGAUAAGGAAGUUGUUAAGGAUAAAACUGAGAAAGUGGAAGAUGAAAUGGUUGAGAAAGUAGAAGAAAAAGAACUUCCUGUGGUUGAAAUGACUGCAAAAAUUGAGGAAUUUGCAUUAUCACAGGUCGUUGUCACUGAUGAGCGUCCUGUAGGAAUUGCUGUUGAGGAACCUGAAGUGAAAGAAGAAAAAUUAGAAGUAGUUUUACCUAAAGAAGUUGAAAAAGAGGCAAUAGAGGUGAAAGAAGUGUCUGUGGAAGAAAGAGAAGUGGAAGAAGCUGUACAAUUAGAUAAAUCACCAGAAAGUGUAGAAGAAAAAGAAUAUUUAAUGAAGAAAAUUGUCAGUGAUAAGAUUGAACAUGUUGUACAAGAAGAGUUAUCAGUUGUUAAAUCGAUUGAAGAAGAGGUUGUAGUAGAAAAACCUAAAGUAUUGUUGGAUGAGAAAGAAGUUGCUGUGGUUGCAGGGUUUGAGGAAAUAGCUGAGGAGGUUACAAUAAAAGAAGCCAAAAUAAUGGAAUCACCUUCUAAGGAAGCAAUUAUUGUAGCUGAGAAGACACCUGUGGUUGAAGAGGUGCCAUCUAAAUUAGUUGAAAGUAUUGAUAAAAUUACUCUAGAAAAAGAUACGGAGGAGGAGGAGGCAUAUGUUGAUAAAGUUAUAGAUGUCGAAAAGCAAAUGUUAGUAGAAGAGGUUACUGAAAUAGCAAGAAAAGUUGUAAAGGAAGUAAGAGAAAUUGAAGAAUCUGUUGUAGAAGAAGAAAUAAUUGAAAAAGUCAGUAAAGAAGAGCUGAUAAUGGAGGAAUCUAGAGAGGAGCAUGAAUUAGAAACAACUGAUAAAGAGCCAUUACCCAAAGAGAUAUUUGAACAGGCAGAACCUGAAUAUUUGAAAAUAAUGGAUGCAAUGGUUGGGCCAGUGGUUUUAGAAGAGGAAAAAUUAGAGGUUAGAUCAGAUGAGGUUGCAGAUGAAAUUGUUAAAUUGAAGAAAGCAGAAGCAGAGGUUGAAGAGAAAGAAAAACCAGCAAUAGAAGAUGUUAGAGAAGAAAUAUCGGAAUCAGUUGUACCUGUUGUAGAGGAAAAGGUUAUUGAGGAAAUAACUGUUGAGAAAAUAGUUGAUGUGAGUAAGGUGAAAGAAUUAGAUUUGACUAAAGUGGAGGAUGAUCAAUCUAUUGUCAAAAAAGUAAUUGAGGAAUUAAUGCCAGUGAGGGAAGUAGAAGAUUUGAAGGUUGUUAAAGAGGAGGAAGUUGUUGCAUUGACAAAGGAGGAUGUAGUGUUACACAAAGAAGUAAAAGAGAAAGAACCAACUAAGGAAAUUAUUGAUAAGGAAGUUGUUAAGGAUAAAACUGAGAAAGUGGAAGAUGAAAUGGUUGAGAAAGUAGAAGAAAAAGAACUUCCUGUGGUUGAAAUGACUGCAAAAAUUGAGGAAUUUGCAUUAUCACAGGUCGUUGUCACUGAUGAGCGUCCUGUAGGAAUUGCUGUUGUGGAACCUGAAGUGAAAGAAGAAAAAUUAGAAGUAGUUUUACCCAAAGAAGUUGAAAAAGAGGCAAUAGAGGUGAAAGAAGUGUCUGUGGAAGAAGCUGUACAAUUAGAUAAAUCACCAGAAAGUGUAGAAGAAAAAGAAUAUUUAAUGAAGAAAAUUGUCAGUGAUAAGAUUGAACAUGUUGUACAAGAAGAGUUAUCAGUUGUUAAAUCGAUUGAAGAAGAGGUUGUAGUAGAAAAACCUAAAGUAUUGUUGGAUGAGAAAGAAGUUGCUGUGGUUGCAGGGUUUGAGGAAAUAGCUGAGGAGGUUACAAUAAAAGAAGCCAAAAUAAUGGAAUCACCUUCUAAGGAAGCAAUUAUUGUAGCUGAGAAGACACCUGUGGUUGAAGAGGUGCCAUCUAAAUUAGUUGAAACUAUUGAUAAAAUUACUCUAGAAAAAGAUACGGAGGAGGAGGAGGCAUAUGUUGAUAAAGUUAUAGAUGUCGAAAAGCAAAUGUUAGUAGAAGAGGUUACUGAAAUAGCAAGAAAAGUUGUAAAGGAAGUUAGAGAAAUUGAAGAAUCUGUUGUAGAAGAAGAAAUAAUUGAAAAAGUCAGUAAAGAAGAGCUGAUAAUGGAGGAAUCUAGAGAGGAGCAUGAAUUAGAAACAACUGAUAAAGAGCCAUUACCCAAAGAGAUAUUUGAACAGGCAGAACCUGAAUAUUUGAAAAUAAUGGAUGCAAUGGUUGGGCCAGUGGUUUUAGAAGAGGAAAAAUUAGAGGUUAGAUCAGAUGAGGUUGCAGAUGAAAUUGUUAAAUUGAAGAAAGCAGAAGCAGAGGUUGAAGAGAAAGAAAAACCAGCAAUAGAAGAUGUUAGAGAAGAAAUAUCGGAAUCAGUUGUACCUGUUGUAGAGGAAAAGGUUAUUGAGGAAAUAACUGUUGAGAAAAUAGUUGAUGUGAGUAAGGUGAAAGAAUUAGAUUUGACUAAAGUGGAGGAUGAUCAAUCUAUUGUCAAAAAAGUAAUUGAGGAAUUAAUGCCAGUGAGGGAAGUAGAAGAUUUGAAGGUUGUUAAAGAGGAGGAAGUUGUUGCAUUGACAAAGGAGGAUGUAGUGUUACACAAAGAAGUAAAAGAGAAAGAACCAACUAAGGAAAUUAUUGAUAAGGAAGUUGUUAAGGAUAAAACUGAGAAAGUGGAAGAUGAAAUGGUUGAGAAAGUAGAAGAAAAAGAACUUCCUGUGGUUGAAAUGACUGCAAAAAUUGAGGAAUUUGCAUUAUCACAGGUCGUUGUCACUGAUGAGCGUCCUGUAGGAAUUGCUGUUGAGGAACCUGAAGUGAAAGAAGAAAAAUUAGAAGUAGUUUUACCUAAAGAAGUUGAAAAAGAGGCAAUAGAGGUGAAAGAAGUGUCUGUGGAAGAAGCUGUACAAUUAGAUAAAUCACCAGAAAGUGUAGAAGAAAAAGAAUAUUUAAUGAAGAAAAUUGUCAGUGAUAAGAUUGAACAUGUUGUACAAGAAGAGUUAUCAGUUGUUAAAUCGAUUGAAGAAGAGGUUGUAGUAGAAAAACCUAAAGUAUUGUUGGAUGAGAAAGAAGUUGCUGUGGUUGCAGGGUUUGAGGAAAUAGCUGAGGAGGUUACAAUAAAAGAAGCCAAAAUAAUGGAAUCACCUUCUAAGGAAGCAAUUAUUGUAGCUGAGAAGACACCUGUGGUUGAAGAGGUGCCAUCUAAAUUAGUUGAAAGUAUUGAUAAAAUUACUCUAGAAAAAGAUACGGAGGAGGAGGAGGCAUAUGUUGAUAAAGUUAUAGAUGUCGAAAAGCAAAUGUUAGUAGAAGAGGUUACUGAAAUAGCAAGAAAAGUUGUAAAGGAAGUUAGAGAAAUUGAAGAAUCUGUUGUAGAAGAAGAAAUAAUUGAAAAAGUCAGUAAAGAAGAGCUGAUAAUGGAGGAAUCUAGAGAGGAGCAUGAAUUAGAAACAACUGAUAAAGAGCCAUUACCCAAAGAGAUAUUUGAACAGGCAGAACCUGAAUAUUUGAAAAUAAUGGAUGCAAUGGUUGGGCCAGUGGUUUUAGAAGAGGAAAAAUUAGAGGUUAGAUCAGAUGAGGUUGCAGAUGAAAUUGUUAAAUUGAAGAAAGCAGAAGCAGAGGUUGAAGAGAAAGAAAAACCAGCAAUAGAAGAUGUUAGAGAAGAAAUAUCGGAAUCAGUUGUACCUGUUGUAGAGGAAAAGGUUAUUGAGGAAAUAACUGUUGAGAAAAUAGUUGAUGUGAGUAAGGUGAAAGAAUUAGAUUUGACUAAAGUGGAGGAUGAUCAAUCUAUUGUCAAAAAAGUAAUUGAGGAAUUAAUGCCAGUGAGGGAAGUAGAAGAUUUGAAGGUUGUUAAAGAGGAGGAAGUUGUUGCAUUGACAAAGGAGGAUGUAGUGUUACACAAAGAAGUAAAAGAGAAAGAACCAACUAAGGAAAUUAUUGAUAAGGAAGUUGUUAAGGAUAAAACUGAGAAAGUGGAAGAUGAAAUGGUUGAGAAAGUAGAAGAAAAAGAACUUCCUGUGGUUGAAAUGACUGCAAAAAUUGAGGAAUUUGCAUUAUCACAGGUCGUUGUCACUGAUGAGCGUCCUGUAGGAAUUGCUGUUGAGGAACCUGAAGUGAAAGAAGAAAAAUUAGAAGUAGUUUUACCUAAAGAAGUUGAAAAAGAGGCAAUAGAGGUGAAAGAAGUGUCUGUGGAAGAAAGAGAAGUGGAAGAAGCUGUACAAUUAGAUAAAUCACCAGAAAGUGUAGAAGAAAAAGAAUAUUUAAUGAAGAAAAUUGUCAGUGAUAAGAUUGAACAUGUUGUACAAGAAGAGUUAUCAGUUGUUAAAUCGAUUGAAGAAGAGGUUGUAGUAGAAAAACCUAAAGUAUUGUUGGAUGAGAAAGAAGUUGCUGUGGUUGCAGGGUUUGAGGAAAUAGCUGAGGAGGUUACAAUAAAAGAAGCCAAAAUAAUGGAAUCACCUUCUAAGGAAGCAAUUAUUGUAGCUGAGAAGACACCUGUGGUUGAAGAGGUGCCAUCUAAAUUAGUUGAAACUAUUGAUAAAAUUACUCUAGAAAAAGAUACGGAGGAGGAGGAGGCAUAUGUUGAUAAAGUUAUAGAUGUCGAAAAGCAAAUGUUAGUAGAAGAGGUUACUGAAAUAGCAAGAAAAGUUGUAAAGGAAGUUAGAGAAAUUGAAGAAUCUGUUGUAGAAGAAGAAAUAAUUGAAAAAGUCAGUAAAGAAGAGCUGAUAAUGGAGGAAUCUAGAGAGGAGCAUGAAUUAGAAACAACUGAUAAAGAGCCAUUACCCAAAGAGAUAUUUGAACAGGCAGAACCUGAAUAUUUGAAAAUAAUGGAUGCAAUGGUUGGGCCAGUGGUUUUAGAAGAGGAAAAAUUAGAGGUUAGAUCAGAUGAGGUUGCAGAUGAAAUUGUUAAAUUGAAGAAAGCAGAAGCAGAGGUUGAAGAGAAAGAAAAACCAGCAAUAGAAGAUGUUAGAGAAGAAAUAUCGGAAUCAGUUGUACCUGUUGUAGAGGAAAAGGUUAUUGAGGAAAUAACUGUUGAGAAAAUAGUUGAUGUGAGUAAGGUGAAAGAAUUAGAUUUGACUAAAGUGGAGGAUGAUCAAUCUAUUGUCAAAAAAGUAAUUGAGGAAUUAAUGCCAGUGAGGGAAGUAGAAGAUUUGAAGGUUGUUAAAGAGGAGGAAGUUGUUGCAUUGACAAAGGAGGAUGUAGUGUUACACAAAGAAGUAAAAGAGAAAGAACCAACUAAGGAAAUUAUUGAUAAGGAAGUUGUUAAGGAUAAAACUGAGAAAGUGGAAGAUGAAAUGGUUGAGAAAGUAGAAGAAAAAGAACUUCCUGUGGUUGAAAUGACUGCAAAAAUUGAGGAAUUUGCAUUAUCACAGGUCGUUGUCACUGAUGAGCGUCCUGUAGGAAUUGCUGUUGAGGAACCUGAAGUGAAAGAAGAAAAAUUAGAAGUAGUUUUACCUAAAGAAGUUGAAAAAGAGGCAAUAGAGGUGAAAGAAGUGUCUGUGGAAGAAAGAGAAGUGGAAGAAGCUGUACAAUUAGAUAAAUCACCAGAAAGUGUAGAAGAAAAAGAAUAUUUAAUGAAGAAAAUUGUCAGUGAUAAGAUUGAACAUGUUGUACAAGAAGAGUUAUCAGUUGUUAAAUCGUUUGAAGAAGUGGUUGUAGUAGAAAAACCUAAAGUAUUGUUGGAUGAGAAAGAAGUUGCUGUGGUUGCAGGGUUUGAGGAAAUAGCUGAGGAGGUUACAAUAAAAGAAGCCAAAAUAAUGGAAUCACCUUCUAAGGAAGCAAUUAUUGUAGCUGAGAAGACACCUGUGGUUGAAGAGGUGCCAUCUAAAUUAGUUGAAACUAUUGAUAAAAUUACUCUAGAAAAAGAUACGGAGGAGGAGGAGGCAUAUGUUGAUAAAGUUAUAGAUGUCGAAAAGCAAAUGUUAGUAGAAGAGGUUACUGAAAUAGCAAGAAAAGUUGUAAAGGAAGUUAGAGAAAUUGAAGAAUCUGUUGUAGAAGAAGAAAUAAUUGAAAAAGUCCUUAAAGAAGAGCUGAUAAUGGAGGAAUCUAGAGAGGAGCAUGAAUUAGAAACAACUGAUAAAGAGCCAUUACCCAAAGAGAUAUUUGAACAGGCAGAACCUGAAUAUUUGAAAAUAAUGGAUGCAAUGGUUGGGCCAGUGGUUUUAGAAGAGGAAAAAUUAGAGGUUAGAUCAGAUGAGGUUGCAGAUGAAUUUGUUAAAUUGAAGAAAGCAGAAGCAGAGGUUGAAGAGAAAGAAAAACCAGCAAUAGAAGAUGUUAGAGAAGAAAUAUCGGAAUCAGUUGUACCUGUUGUAGAGGAAAAGGUUAUUGAGGAAAUAACUGUUGAGAAAAUAGUUGAUGUGAGUAAGGUGAAAGAAUUAGAUUUGACUAAAGUGGAGGAUGAUCAAUCUAUUGUCAAAAAAGUAAUUGAGGAAUUAAUGCCAGUGAGGGAAGUAGAAGAUUUGAAGGUUGUUAAAGAGGAGGAAGUUGUUGCAUUGACAAAGGAGGAUGUAGUGUUACACAAAGAAGUAAAAGAGAAAGAACCAACUAAGGAAAUUAUUGAUAAGGAAGUUGUUAAGGAUAAAACUGAGAAAGUGGAAGAUGAAAUGGUUGAGAAAGUAGAAGAAAAAGAACUUCCUGUGGUUGAAAUGACUGCAAAAAUUGAGGAAUUUGCAUUAUCACAGGUCGUUGUCACUGAUGAGCGUCCUGUAGGAAUUGCUGUUGAGGAACCUGAAGUGAAAGAAGAAAAAUUAGAAGUAGUUUUACCUAAAGAAGUUGAAAAAGAGGCAAUAGAGGUGAAAGAAGUGUCUGUGGAAGAAAGAGAAGUGGAAGAAGCUGUACAAUUAUAUAAAUCACCAGAAAGUGUAGAAGAAAAAGAAUAUUUAAUGAAGAAAAUUGUCAGUGAUAAGAUUGAACAUGUUGUACAAGAAGAGUUAUCAGUUGUUAAAUCGAUUGAAGAAGAGGUUGUAGUAGAAAAACCUAAAGUAUUGUUGGAUGAGAAAGAAGUUGCUGUGGUUGCAGGGUUUGAGGAAAUAGCUGAGGAGGUUACAAUAAAAGAAGCCAAAAUAAUGGAAUCACCUUCUAAGGAAGCAAUUAUUGUAGCUGAGAAGACACCUGUGGUUGAAGAGGUGCCAUCUAAAUUAGUUGAAACUAUUGAUAAAAUUACUCUAGAAAAAGAUACGGAGGAGGAGGAGGCAUAUGUUGAUAAAGUUAUAGAUGUCGAAAAGCAAAUGUUAGUAGAAGAGGUUACUGAAAUAGCAAGAAAAGUUGUAAAGGAAGUUAGAGAAAUUGAAGAAUCUGUUGUAGAAGAAGAAAUAAUUGAAAAAGUCAGUAAAGAAGAGCUGAUAAUGGAGGAAUCUAGAGAGGAGCAUGAAUUAGAAACAACUGAUAAAGAGCCAUUACCCAAAGAGAUAUUUGAACAGGCAGAACCUGAAUAUUUGAAAAUAAUGGAUGCAAUGGUUGGGCCAGUGGUUUUAGAAGAGGAAAAAUUAGAGGUUAGAUCAGAUGAGGUUGCAGAUGAAAUUGUUAAAUUGAAGAAAGCAGAAGCAGAGGUUGAAGAGAAAGAAAAACCAGCAAUAGAAGAUGUUAGAGAAGAAAUAUCGGAAUCAGUUGUACCUGUUGUAGAGGAAAAGGUUAUUGAGGAAAUAACUGUUGAGAAAAUAGUUGAUGUGAGUAAGGUGAAAGAAUUAGAUUUGACUAAAGUGGAGGAUGAUCAAUCUAUUGUCAAAAAAGUAAUUGAGGAAUUAAUGCCAGUGAGGGAAGUAGAAGAUUUGAAGGUUGUUAAAGAGGAGGAAGUUGUUGCAUUGACAAAGGAGGAUGUAGUGUUACACAAAGAAGUAAAAGAGAAAGAACCAACUAAGGAAAUUAUUGAUAAGGAAGUUGUUAAGGAUAAAACUGAGAAAGUGGAAGAUGAAAUGGUUGAGAAAGUAGAAGAAAAAGAACUUCCUGUGGUUGAAAUGACUGCAAAAAUUGAGGAAUUUGCAUUAUCACAGGUCGUUGUCACUGAUGAGCGUCCUGUAGGAAUUGCUGUUGAGGAACCUGAAGUGAAAGAAGAAAAAUUAGAAGUAGUUUUACCUAAAGAAGUUGAAAAAGAGGCAAUAGAGGUGAAAGAAGUGUCUGUGGAAGAAAGAGAAGUGGAAGAAGCUGUACAAUUAGAUAAAUCACCAGAAAGUGUAGAAGAAAAAGAAUAUUUAAUGAAGAAAAUUGUCAGUGAUAAGAUUGAACAUGUUGUACAAGAAGAGUUAUCAGUUGUUAAAUCGAUUGAAGAAGAGGUUGUAGUAGAAAAACCUAAAGUAUUGUUGGAUGAGAAAGAAGUUGCUGUGGUUGCAGGGUUUGAGGAAAUAGCUGAGGAGGUUACAAUAAAAGAAGCCAAAAUAAUGGAAUCACCUUCUAAGGAAGCAAUUAUUGUAGCUGAGAAGACACCUGUGGUUGAAGAGGUGCCAUCUAAAUUAGUUGAAACUAUUGAUAAAAUUACUCUAGAAAAAGAUACGGAGGAGGAGGAGGCAUAUGUUGAUAAAGUUAUAGAUGUCGAAAAGCAAAUGUUAGUAGAAGAGGUUACUGAAAUAGCAAGAAAAGUUGUAAAGGAAGUUAGAGAAAUUGAAGAAUCUGUUGUAGAAGAAGAAAUAAUUGAAAAAGUCCUUAAAGAAGAGCUGAUAAUGGAGGAAUCUAGAGAGGAGCAUGAAUUAGAAACAACUGAUAAAGAGCCAUUACCCAAAGAGAUAUUUGAACAGGCAGAACCUGAAUAUUUGAAAAUAAUGGAUGCAAUGGUUGGGCCAGUGGUUUUAGAAGAGGAAAAAUUAGAGGUUAGAUCAGAUGAGGUUGCAGAUGAAUUUGUUAAAUUGAAGAAAGCAGAAGCAGAGGUUGAAGAGAAAGAAAAACCAGCAAUAGAAGAUGUUAGAGAAGAAAUAUCGGAAUCAGUUGUACCUGUUGUAGAGGAAAAGGUUAUUGAGGAAAUAACUGUUGAGAAAAUAGUUGAUGUGAGUAAGGUGAAAGAAUUAGAUUUGACUAAAGUGGAGGAUGAUCAAUCUAUUGUCAAAAAAGUAAUUGAGGAAUUAAUGCCAGUGAGGGAAGUAGAAGAUUUGAAGGUUGUUAAAGAGGAGGAAGUUGUUGCAUUGACAAAGGAGGAUGUAGUGUUACACAAAGAAGUAAAAGAGAAAGAACCAACUAAGGAAAUUAUUGAUAAGGAAGUUGUUAAGGAUAAAACUGAGAAAGUGGAAGAUGAAAUGGUUGAGAAAGUAGAAGAAAAAGAACUUCCUGUGGUUGAAAUGACUGCAAAAAUUGAGGAAUUUGCAUUAUCACAGGUCGUUGUCACUGAUGAGCGUCCUGUAGGAAUUGCUGUUGAGGAACCUGAAGUGAAAGAAGAAAAAUUAGAAGUAGUUUUACCUAAAGAAGUUGAAAAAGAGGCAAUAGAGGUGAAAGAAGUGUCUGUGGAAGAAAGAGAAGUGGAAGAAGCUGUACAAUUAUAUAAAUCACCAGAAAGUGUAGAAGAAAAAGAAUAUUUAAUGAAGAAAAUUGUCAGUGAUAAGAUUGAACAUGUUGUACAAGAAGAGUUAUCAGUUGUUAAAUCGAUUGAAGAAGAGGUUGUAGUAGAAAAACCUAAAGUAUUGUUGGAUGAGAAAGAAGUUGCUGUGGUUGCAGGGUUUGAGGAAAUAGCUGAGGAGGUUACAAUAAAAGAAGCCAAAAUAAUGGAAUCACCUUCUAAGGAAGCAAUUAUUGUAGCUGAGAAGACACCUGUGGUUGAAGAGGUGCCAUCUAAAUUAGUUGAAACUAUUGAUAAAAUUACUCUAGAAAAAGAUACGGAGGAGGAGGAGGCAUAUGUUGAUAAAGUUAUAGAUGUCGAAAAGCAAAUGUUAGUAGAAGAGGUUACUGAAAUAGCAAGAAAAGUUGUAAAGGAAGUAAGAGAAAUUGAAGAAUCUGUUGUAGAAGAAGAAAUAAUUGAAAAAGUCAGUAAAGAAGAGCUGAUAAUGGAGGAAUCUAGAGAGGAGCAUGAAUUAGAAACAACUGAUAAAGAGCCAUUACCCAAAGAGAUAUUUGAACAGGCAGAACCUGAAUAUUUGAAAAUAAUGGAUGCAAUGGUUGGGCCAGUGGUUUUAGAAGAGGAAAAAUUAGAGGUUAGAUCAGAUGAGGUUGCAGAUGAAAUUGUUAAAUUGAAGAAAGCAGAAGCAGAGGUUGAAGAGAAAGAAAAACCAGCAAUAGAAGAUGUUAGAGAAGAAAUAUCGGAAUCAGUUGUACCUGUUGUAGAGGAAAAGGUUAUUGAGGAAAUAACUGUUGAGAAAAUAGUUGAUGUGAGUAAGGUGAAAGAAUUAGAUUUGACUAAAGUGGAGGAUGAUCAAUCUAUUGUAAAAAAAGUAAUUGAGGAAUUAAUGCCAGUGAGGGAAGUAGAAGAUUUGAAGGUUGUUAAAGAGGAGGAAGUUGUUGCAUUGACAAAGGAGGAUAUAGUGUUACACAAAGAAGUAAAAGAGAAAGAACCAACUAAGGAAAUUAUUGAUAAGGAAGUUGUUAAGGAUAAAACUGAGAAAGUGGAAAAUGAAAUGGUUGAGAAAGUAGAAGAAAAAGAACUUCCUGUGGUUGAAAUGACUGCAAAAAUUGAGGAAUUUGCAUUAUCACAGGUCGUUGUCACUGAUGAGCGUCCUGUAGGAAUUGCUGUUGAGGAACCUGAAGUGAAAGAAGAAAAAUUAGAAGUAGUUUUACCUAAAGAAGUUGAAAAAGAGGCAAUAGAGGUGAAAGAAGUGUCUGUGGAAGAAAGAGAAGUGGAAGAAGCUGUACAAUUAGAUAAAUCACCAGAAAGUGUAGAAGAAAAAGAAUAUUUAAUGAAGAAAAUUGUCAGUGAUAAGAUUGAACAUGUUGUACAAGAAGAGUUAUCAGUUGUUAAAUCGAUUGAAGAAGAGGUUGUAGUAGAAAAACCUAAAGUAUUGUUGGAUGAGAAAGAAGUUGCUGUGGUUGCAGGGUUUGAGGAAAUAGCUGAGGAGGUUACAAUAAAAGAAGCCAAAAUAAUGGAAUCACCUUCUAAGGAAGCAAUUAUUGUAGCUGAGAAGACACCUGUGGUUGAAGAGGUGCCAUCUAAAUUAGUUGAAACUAUUGAUAAAAUUACUCUAGAAAAAGAUACGGAGGAGGAGGAGGCAUAUGUUGAUAAAGUUAUAGAUGUCGAAAAGCAAAUGUUAGUAGAAGAGGUUACUGAAAUAGCAAGAAAAGUUGUAAAGGAAGUUAGAGAAAUUGAAGAAUCUGUUGUAGAAGAAGAAAUAAUUGAAAAAGUCAGUAAAGAAGAGCUGAUAAUGGAGGAAUCUAGAGAGGAGCAUGAAUUAGAAACAACUGAUAAAGAGCCAUUACCCAAAGAGAUAUUUGAACAGGCAGAACCUGAAUAUUUGAAAAUAAUGGAUGCAAUGGUUGGGCCAGUGGUUUUAGAAGAGGAAAAAUUAGAGGUUAGAUCAGAUGAGGUUGCAGAUGAAAUUGUUAAAUUGAAGAAAGCAGAAGCAGAGGUUGAAGAGAAAGAAAAACCAGCAAUAGAAGAUGUUAGAGAAGAAAUAUCGGAAUCAGUUGUACCUGUUGUAGAGGAAAAGGUUAUUGAGGAAAUAACUGUUGAGAAAAUAGUUGAUGUGAGUAAGGUGAAAGAAUUAGAUUUGACUAAAGUGGAGGAUGAUCAAUCUAUUGUCAAAAAAGUAAUUGAGGAAUUAAUGCCAGUGAGGGAAGUAGAAGAUUUGAAGGUUGUUAAAGAGGAGGAAGUUGUUGCAUUGACAAAGGAGGAUGUAGUGUUACACAAAGAAGUAAAAGAGAAAGAACCAACUAAGGAAAUUAUUGAUAAGGAAGUUGUUAAGGAUAAAACUGAGAAAGUGGAAGAUGAAAUGGUUGAGAAAGUAGAAGAAAAAGAACUUCCUGUGGUUGAAAUGACUGCAAAAAUUGAGGAAUUUGCAUUAUCACAGGUCGUUGUCACUGAUGAGCGUCCUGUAGGAAUUGCUGUUGAGGAACCUGAAGUGAAAGAAGAAAAAUUAGAAGUAGUUUUACCUAAAGAAGUUGAAAAAGAGGCAAUAGAGGUGAAAGAAGUGUCUGUGGAAGAAAGAGAAGUGGAAGAAGCUGUACAAUUAGAUAAAUCACCAGAAAGUGUAGAAGAAAAAGAAUAUUUAAUGAAGAAAAUUGUCAGUGAUAAGAUUGAACAUGUUGUACAAGAAGAGUUAUCAGUUGUUAAAUCGAUUGAAGAAGAGGUUGUAGUAGAAAAACCUAAAGUAUUGUUGGAUGAGAAAGAAGUUGCUGUGGUUGCAGGGUUUGAGGAAAUAGCUGAGGAGGUUACAAUAAAAGAAGCCAAAAUAAUGGAAUCACCUUCUAAGGAAGCAAUUAUUGUAGCUGAGAAGACACCUGUGGUUGAAGAGGUGCCAUCUAAAUUAGUUGAAACUAUUGAUAAAAUUACUCUAGAAAAAGAUACGGAGGAGGAGGAGGCAUAUGUUGAUAAAGUUAUAGAUGUCGAAAAGCAAAUGUUAGAUGUUGCUUCUCAACUACCAAUAAUAGAAGAUGUGGAAGUUAGUGUAUUGGAAGAUUCUUGUGAAGUUGUUACUUCAAAGGGUGAUUCGUUUUUAAGUGAUUAUGACACGCAGGAUCAAAGUCAUGGUUCUGUUUUUGAAGUUUCUAGUGAUGAUAUUGUAAUGACUGAUGAUAUAUUGAAAGUUACAGUCACUGAAGGUCAGCAUGAGGAAUCUUUCGCUAAUGUUGAUGCCAAAUUUAUUAAAACAUCUACAGGAAUUUCUUUUGUGGAAUUAGAUUCAAGUGGGAAAAAAUCAUUGUGUGUUUGUGAUGAUAUUGUUUCUAGUGUACCUCUGGUUUCAGUCCCUUCACAUUUUUCAACUGUUACGUCUCCCGAUGAAACAGUUCAUGUUUUACAUGAUUCUAAAAUUAAGACAGAGAUAAAGGGACAUCAUUCUAUUUAUGGUUCACCAAUUAAAAGUAAGAAACCAAAGCCGAGGGAUGGUACUGAUUCUUCUGGAGUUAAGAAGAGUUAUGAUUAUGUUGGAAAGAAAGUUGAUGAUCGUAUAGACAUUCCUUAUCGUGUCAAAGCUACUGAUAAAAUGCAUCCAAGCUUUUCUGUUCCAAAGUAUGAACACAAAUACCGUGGAUAUAUGGCAUCAACUUUGUCUAGAGAUUUGAAGGUGGAACACAGUGUUGCAGAAAAAAGUACAUAUUUUAGUAGAGAGACUGCAAUUAAAAGAAAAAGUAUUGACAAAGUUGAUUCUAGAAGCACUUCUUUAUCACCAAAAAAAUCAUCCACUAAAUCUGGCAUCCCUGACAGCACAGGGGCAAUUCCGAAACACCAUUAUAAGCAUUUCGACCAUCAAAGUAAAUCACAUGAAUUGGAGACCAGUUCUCACACCAAAGAAUCAUUUCAUUCCACAGACCGUACCAGACAGAAAAUAAGAGUUUCACAGCAAAAAACUUUAAGUGACUCUGCAUUUACUAGUACUGAGUCAAGUAUUAGUACUGUUAAAUCCAGUGAAGUUAGUAAAAUGGUAUCUUCUAAGAAAUCAGAUCUAAGCCAACAAAAAGAUAAACUCUCUUUGUUGAGAAAAAGAAUUGCACCUGUAUCUACAGGAGUUCUUGCAAGUGAACACAUUCAAUUGAAGAAGGAACCAAGUUCUACUAUUGAUACCAGUAAAUCACCAGGCAUGUCGCAAUCAACUUUUCUAACAAAAAAAUCAACUGAUCAAACACACAUAGUUGCUACAAAACAUUCCUUGUCAAAGAAGAAAACAGGCAUUUCUUCUAUUGUCCGAAAAACAUCAACAUCAGCAAAAGUGAAGACAGUUGAUUCUGAAACUGUUUCAUCUUAUAAGUCUGUAGCUCAACAUUCUAAAAUAGAUGCUACUAGUGAUACCUCAUUUGAGAAGGGGGAAAUUGCUAAAUUAUCUGUAUCAACAAAAAAAUCUCGUUCUCAGGUCAGUUCUUUUACAAAGGUAAAAGCAAGCAGAAUGCAAUCUGUUCAGCUACACAAAUCUUCACUACAGUCUUCAUUUUCAGUGAAUGAAGAAGAAAUGGGCAUUGAUUUAGAGGUUACUCUACAACCUGAUAGUUUCAGAAAGCAGGAUACAUCACUGAAGCCUUCACAGUACUGUAAGCCAUCUAUUGAUAGAACAGGCAGUGAGCAACAAAUUGAACUUAUUUCAGAUAUUGUAGAUCAUAGUAUAGAUCCAGUAAGCGAAAUCUCUUAUUUUACUUCUGACAUAGCUUCUCCAGAAAUAAAACAUUCUGAUUUAUCGAAGCCAGCAAUUUCUGUGGCUGUUACUCCACUAUCUGAAAAGGACACAGAACAGUUUACCUGUUCUUUUUCUGCCGCUCCAAGUCCUGAAUCAUCACCAUCAGUAAUGUCAGUGUUGGAUAGCAUUGCUAUUGAUAAAAAGGAAAAAACUGGAAGCAAAUCAAGCUCAGUAUUUACAUCUCCUGUUAAGAUUACAUCUCGAUCUGAUUUAAGCCAAUCAACACCAUCUGUGCCAUCCAGUCCUAGUCGACUUCGGAGUCAGCAAGUUGGUGUUACACAAAUGUUAACAUCAGAGGUUUUUACUCGCACCAUGGAUGCUUCAGGUUCUAUUGAAGUCAUAUACCGGCAACCAACAUCAUCUGAGGCACUGCGCCGGGUUGCCACAUCUUCAGGAUCACGGGGAAUCAUUGAAUCAUCUAUUGGUAUUGCAGAGGCUGAACUCUCUUUAAUCGACACCACAGACUCCUCUCUAUCAGAUUCUGUCGCACUUCCAUCAUCCUCUUCAGACCAUGAUAUAAGCGUAGAUAUCAGCACACGAAUUCGUGGUUCACCGGCAUCACCUAAACCCACGAAACGUUCACUUGAACUACACCGUACAUCUGAUUUAGUAUUAGAUUACUCAAGCAUUUCAGAGGACAGACAUGAUCUUCCUAAAAUUCCAUCUUCUCCCUGUCAAACAAGUUCCCCAUCAUCAUCAAUGAAACAUCCAUCCCCGCAAAAGAAAUCACGAAUUUCUGAAGAUCGUCUUUCUCCCAUCCUAGAUGUUCGUGCUGUGACCCCUCCACGUGUGAAGCACAAGUUCCAUUAUUUGGAUGAAGAUGGUACCAUCUUUUCUCAAGACUGGACAGAAAAAUCUCAGGAUCAAGCUGCAGAUGUCUCACAAGGCAUUUCAGGAACUCUAGAACGUGGUGAUAGCAAAUCGAUGCGUCACGACCUUCCCACACCAGCUUCUACAAAACAAGCUUCACCUGUGGAAACUAAACAAGACGUUAAUCAGGCUGCAUUACGAAGUGUGCAGUUGACAACAGCUGGUGAUAAGCUCUCUGAUCAUGUAGUUCUGCCAUUCCCCCAGUUAUCUGUCUCUGCUUCCGUAGUUGAUCCGCCACUAGAAGUAAUUACAAAUAAGCUCGACAUUACAUCAGAAAAUAUAACAAUAGAUGAUAAAGAUACCAUUAAGAAAAUUCCCACCAUUGAUUUAGAUGAUAUUAUCACCGAGGAAAAACUGAGUGCUAAUUUUCCAGAUGUCCUGAGUAGCACAGAAAAGGAUAUUGCAGAUGAGGUUAUGCUAAAGUUAGGUACAGCAGAUGUCAUGCCGUCAAAGCAGUUUGACAUAAAGAAGGCUACAGAAGAUUUUGUGCACGAUCAAAGAGCUUAUGCUUCCCAAGUGAUCGUAGGCACAGGAAGAGAUAUCAAAACUACUGCAGAUACGAAAGGAGCAGAUGUGUGCCAUGUACUUGAAGAUUCUGCUAAAGACCAUAAGGAAUAUUUUUACUCCAAAGAGGCAGAUAAGGCUCAGCAGUUUGAAACCCUGAAGGAAGAGGGUAAGGAAAGCGUGAAAGAAAAAAUAACAGCUGGACAAGCUGUUCUUGAAAAGGGCGAUGAUCUUAUUUGCAAAUUUAAAGCAUUAGAGGAAGGUAUGAAGAAAGCUACUGAAGAUGUUGCUGGGGAUAUACGUGGUUUCAAAAAAGAUUCCGUACAUGUAAAGAAACCUGAUCUCUCACAGACUGUAAAAAUUACAGAAAUAGAUGCAAAAGAAUGCGUAGAUAAGCAACUUGAGGACAUCAAGUUUGCUGUUUCUUCUGAUGCUUUUAAAUUAACAGAGAAAGGUAUAAGAGAAGCUAUGGAUGAGAAAGAUAAAAUAUCUAGAGAAACCACUGAGAAGUUGAAAGAAUCGGUGGACAAGAAAGACAGUAAUCUAUCACAAGUGGUUACAGAUGCAGAAGAAAAUUUUAUGAAAGGUAUUAGUACAGGAGUAACAGAUUCUUCUAAAAUGUUCACAACUGCUGUAAAAGAUAUUAAAGAAGAUGUAGAUAAAAGAGCAACUGACCUAGAUGAAAUGGGAGGUGGUGCAGUAAAAUAUGAAAAAGGAAUUUUAGAUAAAACUAUCACACCAAAGGAUUCCGAGAAAGGUUUGAAGGCAAUAACCAAAGCCUCAAAAAUAUUACUGCCUGUAGAGAAAAAAGCUAAAGAAGGUAUGGAUAAGCUACUCCGUGAUAGUAAAGAAGAGGUGAAAACAGUUGUGGGUACAAAAAGAACUGAUAUCUCUCAUGAGACUGAAGACUCAGUGAAAGAUAUUAAAGAUUCUCUUGACAAAAAAAGUGCUUCUCUAUCUAAGACAUUGGGCACUGUUGAAAAAGAUGUAACAAAAGUUGUAAGCACAAAAGUAGCUGAUGUUUCUAAUAUAUUUGGAGAAACAGAAAAAGAUUUAGAAGCAACUCUAGAUAAGAAACAAACUGAUAUCUCACAUGAGAUUGAAGACUCAGUGAAAGAUAUUAAAGAUUCUCUUGACAAAAAGAGUGCUUCUCUAUCUAAGACGUUGGACUCUGUUGAAAAAGAUGUGACAAAAGUUGUAAGCACAAAAGUAGCUGAUGUUUCUAAUAUAUUUGGAGAAGCAGAAAAAGAUUUAGAAGCAACUCUAGAUGGGAAACAAACUGAUAUCUCACAUGGGAUUGAAGACUCAGUGAAAGAUAUUAAAGAUUCUCUCGACAAAAAAAGUGGUGUUCUACCACAAAUGGUGGGAUCUGUUGAAAAAGAUGUGACAAAAGCUGUAGGCACAAAAGUAGCUGAUGUUUCUAAUAUAUUUGGAGAAGCAAAAAAAGAUUUAGAAGCAACUCUAGAUAAGAAACAAACCAAUAUCUCACAUGGGAUUGAAGACUCAGUGAAAGAUAUUAAAGAUUCUCUCGACAAAAAAAGUGGUCUUCUACCACAAAUGGUGGGAUCUGUUGAAAAAGAUGUGACAAAAUCUGUAGGCACAAAAGUAGCUAAUAUAUUUGGAGAAGCAGAAAAAGAUUUAGGAGCAACUCUAGAUAAGAAACAAACCGAUAUCUCACAUGGGAUUGAAGACUCAGUGAAAGAUAUUAAAGAUUCUCUCGACAAAAAAAGUGGUGUUCUACCACAAAUGGUGGGAUCUGUUGAAAAAGAUGUGACAAAAGCUGUAGGCACAAAAGUAGCUGAUGUUUCUAAUAUAUUUGGAGAAGCAAAAAAAGAUUUAGAAGCAACUCUAGAUAAUAAACAAACUGAUAUCUCACAUGGAAUUGAAGACUCAGUGAAAGAUAUUAAAGAUUCUCUUGACAAAAAGAGUGCUUCUCUAUCUAAGACAUUGGACUCUGUUGAAAAAGAUGUGACAAAAGUUGUAAGCACAAAAGUAGCUGAUGUUUCUAAUAUAUUUGGAGAAGCAGAAAAAGAUUUAGAAGCAACUCUAGAUGAGAAACAAACUGAUAUCUCACAUGGGAUUGAAGACUCAGUGAAAGAUAUUAAAGAUUCUCUCGACAAAAAAAGUGGUGUUCUACCACAAAUGGUGGGAUCUGUUGAAAAAGAUGUGACAAAAGCUGUAGGCACAAAAGUAGCUGACAUUUCUAAUAUAUUUGGAGAAGCAAAAAAAGAUUUAGAAGCACCUCUAGAUAAGAAACAAACCGAUAUCUCACAUGGGAUUGAAGACUCAGUGAAAGAUAUUAAAGAUUCUCUCGACAAAAAAAGUGGUGUUCUACCACAAAUGGUGGGAUCUGUUGAAAAAGAUGUGACAAAAGCUGUAGGCACAAAAGUAGCUGAUGUUUCUAAUAUAUUUGGAGAAGCAAAAAAAGAUUUAGAAGCAACUCUAGAUAAGAAACAAACUGAUAUCUCACAUGGAAUUGAAGACUCAGUGAAAGAUAUUAAAGAUUCUCUUGACAAAAAGAGUGCUUCUCUAUCUAAGACAUUGGACUCUGUUGAAAAAGAUGUGACAAAAGUUGUAAGCACAAAAGUAGCUGAUGUUUCUAAUAUAUUUGGAGAAGCAGAAAAAGAUUUAGAAGCAACUCUAGAUGAGAAACAAACUGAUAUCUCACAUGGGAUUGAAGACUCAGUGAAAGAUAUUAAAGAUUCUCUCGACAAAAAAAGUGGUGUUCUACCACAAAUGGUGGGAUCUGUUGAAAAAGAUGUGACAAAAGCUGUAGGCACAAAAGUAGCUGACAUUUCUAAUAUAUUUGGAGAAGCAAAAAAAGAUUUAGAAGCACCUCUAGAUAAGAAACAAACCAAUAUCUCACAUGGGAUUGAAGACUCAGUGAAAGAUAUUAAAGAUUCUCUCGACAAAAAAAGUGGUGUUCUACCACAAAUGGUGGGAUCUGUUGAAAAAGAUGUGACAAAAGCUGUAGGCACAAAAGUAGCUGAUGUUUCUAAUAUAUUUGGAGAAGCAAAAAAAGAUUUAGAAGCAACUCUAGAUAAGAAACAAACCGAUAUCUCACAUGGGAUUGAAGACUCAGUGAAAGAUAUUAAAGAUUCUCUUGACAAAAAAAGUGCUGCUCUACCUAAGACAUUGGGCUCUGUUGAAAAAGAUGUAAAAAAAUCUGUUGGCACAAAAGUAACUGAUGUUACUAAUAUAUACAAAGAUGCAGAAAAAGAUGUCCAAGAAUUUGCAGAUAAAAAAUCUAUUGACUUAGCAAAUAUCUAUGUUGCGGCAGAAAAAGAGUCAAAGAAAUUAGUAGAUGAAACAGAAAGUAGUUCAUCGCAAGUUCUUGGGGACAUAGAGGAAGAUUUAGAAGUUUUACAUAAAGGUGUGAAGCAAAGAGAUGCAUCACAGAUAUUCACAUCGGCAAAUGUAGAUGUAAUGAGUGAUAAAAAAGAAGCUUUGUCCACAAAUGUGUUUGAAGUGUUAGAGAAAGAUGCUACAGAAAUGGCAAAAAAGAGAGAAAUUUUCGAUUCACCAUCUUUCGGAACUGUUCAUAAAACAAGUGAAUUAGACUGUCAAGAUUCUGUAACAGUUGCAAAAGAAGUCAAAGGAAAGAUUUCUGGAAAAGAGUUUGAAGGAAGUUCUCUUGACUCUUUUUCCUUGAGUAAAGAAUUCAGAGGGGCUGAACACUCAAAACCUGAAGAUGUAACACUGAAGAAGUCCAAAAUCAAGUUGCAAGACAUGAAGGACGAUAUAGCAGACAUCUUGAAGGAGAUAGCAGAUGAGGAACCUUCAGCAGAAAGAGCACACGAGUGUUUGCCUGUGGUCACGACCCCAACGACCCAGCGACGCGGCACGCAGAGCAUGAGGCUGUCGAGGGAGAAGCGCCCGCCCCCUCUCGAUGUGACGCAUUUGGUGUCCGAUGUCGGAGACGACGAUGACGACGACGACGACGAAGACUCUUACGGGUACAUAGUUACGGAACCAAGUGACGGGGCGUCCAAAAAGUCGGGAGCUAACGUCACUCACGUCAGCUCGUCACCGGACAUUCUGGGAGGGUCCAGACCACUGUCGCAGGCGGUCCUGAUCGAUCGAGCCACCAAAGCGACACAAGACUCUGCAAAUCUUCUGUCCGGGAAGCGCAAGCCCAUGUUCCACAUAGAGUCCGAGGAAGACGACGUUUCAGAGCAGAGCCUUGGCAUGGCGACUUCGGAUGAUGGUGUUGGAAAAAAACAAAAGCCCCAACAGCCGGGCAGCCUGUUCGAGCACGUGGCAGAGGUGUCCGAGCUCGCAGAGAAAGUAGCGGACCAGGUGGAGAGCGAGAUGAAAGAGAAAGAGAGGGCCGGCGAGGAGAGCGAGCCAGCCACCGGCUCGCUGGACCUGGAGGACCUGCUGUCGAGCGUGGUGAUGCCAGCCGAGUGUGUGGACCAGGCGAGGGAGGCGAAGAAGGCACGCAGGGUGGAGCGACGCUUCGAGCGGGUGGCCUCGCAGACGCUGGAGAGCGACGCCGAGGAGGGGAGCACCCCGGAGGUGGAGCGACGGCGCGAGGACGAGUUCCAGCGGAUGGUGUCGCAGCUCUCCAGCGAGGAGGUGGAUGACUUCCAGCGAGAGUACUCCCAGCUGUGGGAGGAAGGAGGGUUGACCCCGUCCGAGGACUGGGACUCUCGCGACCCAGACACCCCUAGUGGGGAGCUGGAUGACGACACGGCGCCUGCAGAAGAGCGGAGCAGACUAACUCGUGAGCCGGAGCAGCACAAACCCCCAGUGGAGGUCCCCUUUGUUAAACCAGUCUCCAGGGCCAGUCCUCGGCUCAGACCAGAACCCCAGGAAGUCCCUGCCACACAACCCGGGACCCUCACUCUGACUCCCUCCCCAUCCGUACAAGUCAGUGGCGAGAAGACUGACACGGAGCCGACUAGCACCAAACCCGCAGACGAUGACGUCCAAAGUUACUCGGACAGGAAGAAAUUCUGGGAGCAGAUGACGACUGGGAAAACACAGGUGGCCCCUGUGCUGCUUCAGGAGCAGUCUGAAACCCAGAAGCUGCGCGAGGGCGCCGAGCCCACAGGGCCCCCGGUACCGAAACCCAGGUCCACGUUGUCUCACAGCCAGGAGCGGGAGAGCGACAUCGACAGAACCACGCCCGCUCGUCUCACGCCAGCACCCGAGGGCCAACAGCCACCCGUCCCUGGAUCUCUGGUUGCUUCUGCUACAGAAGCCGCGAGUGUGCCGACUACAGACCUGCCUGUAGCCGAGGCUCUCACUCGACAAGGUUUGACAGGGCUAGAGAGCAAGGACUCCGAAGCUAUUCAGCUCGUCGAUUCUGCCAUGUCCGACGAAGCUGCUGCAGAGGAAAUGUUCAAGAAAAUGAAACCACAAAGCUCUCUCAUCACAGAGCAGACAGUUGUUCCUGAGGAAGAGAAAAAAGCUUCUCCCAUUGGGGUUCUUGAGGAAAGUACAGUUCAAAAAAUCACCAGAGUCAAAGGUAUUCAGCCCGCCAGAGAAACGUUCGAAAUACAGAUGUCGCAGGAAGAGCUAUUGAGCAAGACAGGAAUGGAGCAAAGCAUCGAUGACUCACAAGCGGAAGGCAUUUCUCGGAAAACUGUACACGAAAGAUCGGUCUCCUUGCCGACUGCAGAGCUGACUGCCUUCGAUCCCAGUGGCAGUGUACGAGCUAAGAAGCGCUACUUCGAAGCACAGAUCAAGAAAGAGAUGGUAGUCGAGCAGCUAAUGACACAACUAGAAGAAGAGGGCUCCCCUGAACGCAAAUCCCUGCACCACGUCCUGGAAGCUGACGUUGAAACUGAACCUGAUUCAGAAGAACCAAAGGAGAUGCAGGCUCCUGCGAUCUCUAGUCUAGAAGAACAAGAGAAAGCCAUCAUCACCAAGGAAAAGGAACAUUUAGACACAGAUGCAGUACCUGACAGUAAGCCAUCUAAACCUGUUGCUGUAAAAGACAUGGCUAAGGAAUUUGAAAAAGCCACUUCUGUUGAGUUGAAAGACAAAAUAGAGUCUGAAAAAUAUGACACCACUAAAGCUUUACCCACAAAGGUUGUCGCACCAGAAACCACUGUUAAAACGAGUGCAAUACUUAAACAAUCUGUAAGUGAAGAAAAGAAAACUGUCAAGAAAGUAAAAGAAAUUGCAAAAUCUUUUGAGAAGGACGAUGAUUUGGCGAUGUCUGUAAAAGACAUGAUAAAAGGAGAAGACAUUUCUAAAGAAACAGCUGUUGAUGCCACUUCAAAGACAAAGGCAAUAUUUGAUCAAAAACAAUUACAAGAUGAAAUAACACCAGAAACAGAAGAAAGAAAGGCUGUGAAAGACAUUCGCAGUGUGUUCGAAACUAAAAUUGUAGGUCAUGAUGAAACAUUGUCUGAAAAGAAAAUAUUUCAUAAAGAAGUUAAAAGUGGUGUGGUUAGGCAUGACAUGAAGGAAGCAGAUACAGCUGACACACAGUCUGAAGAAGGCGCAGAAAUAAAAGAUGUGGUUCUCUUAGCGGGGUUAGCGGAUGUUAUAAGCAGUGAAGUGGCAGAGGCACUCCAGUACAAAACAGAAUCCACUAAGACCUCUGAUUCUCUUGAGGUCCACUUAGACAAGAGUGAAGUUGAGGAGUCUGAGAAAGAGCAGGAUGCAGAUGAGCUUAAACUGUCGCCUCUCAAAGAGCAGAUCCCAUCAAUCACAGUGACUCGAUCUGGCAAGCAAAGGACGGAGAGCUACAGCCAAGGAGAAAGCGAAGACACAGCAUCCCAAUCAGAUGUAACACCGGAAGAUGUGGGUGGUGGAGAACAUCCAUUGUACCAGCCUGAGGAACAUAUGCCAGACACUAUAUGGGAAGUACCUGUGCAACAACAGGCAGAGACUGUAAUGGAAGAAGAAGUACAAGACAUACCAACUGAAAAAAAAAUGAUAAUUGAAAAGGAUUAUGAACAAGAAGAGUACCAUGAUGAUAAUAAAUUGAAAGAUAGAACCAAGACUGUGAGUAUUUCAGAGGAAGAGGCAAGAGUUAUUGCACAAGAAGUAAUAGACAGUAUUGAAGCAGAGGUAGUACUACGAACUGAACUGAUUGGCUCUUCUGCUCCUGUGCCACAUGCUGAUGCAGCAGAAACGCAAGUGGCAGAGUGCCUGAGAAUGCUUGCUGGUCGGGAGGAGUUAAGUCCCCAAGAUGUUCGUCUCGUUGAAUCUGUAAUUGCGAGGAAACAACGAGAGGAAAUUAAGCGUAUUUCCCGUGCAGAUACAACAACUUCCAGCAUGGAAAUAACUGAUGAAGAUCUUCGCAGUAGUGGUGUAGAGACUGACCUUUCUCCUAUAGAGAGAGCAGAAGGAGUUGAAGAUGUUAUCAUUUCUGAAGAGGAAGCAGUAACUAGUGAAGAUGUUUUAGAAAAGACUCUUGCAGAAGUUCGUGAGUCCUUAGAAGCUGCUCAAGAGGAAUUGAUAGAAGAACACAAGAAGAAGGAAGAAGUUAUUCAGAAAAAAGAAUCACCAUCAGAGUUUGAAUUCAAGGUUUUAUCUUUUGAAAGAAAGUUAGGUGACAAGAUAGAAGAGUCACGGCUUGAAGAGUCAAGUGCCUCUGCAGAUUACCGAGAAUCACCAGUAUUCGACAAGGGCGUGGCAGUGAGUCACACAACUGACAUAGUCACCAAAGAUGAGGACAAAGUUAGAGAAGAAACUACACAAAUAGAAAAGGAAGAAAUAUGUCUUUCAAAAGGGAUUGCAGUGCAACAGGUAGGUACUAAAAUAAAAGCAACAGAAAAAACUGACCUGAAGUCCAAAGAAACUAAAGUUGAAGAUACAAGAAAAGAACUAGAUGAUGAUGGUACCACUUCUGAAACACAAACAAGUGUCACAUUUUCUGAUGAAGAAGAUAUAUCAUUUAAAAGUAAAGUCACAGAGACAAAGACACUUACACAAGAAUAUGAAGAAUCUUCAAAACUUACGGAAGAGACUCACAAGAAAGAAACAACAUUUGAUGCAAAAAUAGUGGUUAUAACAAAAACAGAAAAGAUGAUGGAUAGUAAAUUAUUUGAAGAAGAAAGCACAGCACAGUCAAAAUCUUUGAGACAUGAAGUUAAAGAAAAAGAAACAAAAAUUGAAGAAUUAGAAAGUGGUGUGAUAAAAGAAACAGUAUCCAUUGAACAAGCACAAGCAUCAGAAACUGUGCACGAAACAAAAGUAGAAAAAGUUAAACCAGCUACUAAGUUAUCCGAUGAUGACACUUCUACCGUGAAACUACUUGAAGAGGAAGUUGAUGAGCAAACUGAAAAAGAUGUAUUGAGAUCCACCUCAAUGAAAAUCAAACAAAAAAUAGAGCAAGAUAUUAAAACUGAAAGAACGGUAGAAAGUGCAAAAACUUAUGAAGUAGACUCAGAAAUGCUAGCAACAAUAUUAACCGAGCAUGGCAUGUCAAUGCCCAGUGAUAAAUUAGAGUGGAAAGAAAUAACUGAUAAAGAAGGCUUGAAGAGAACAUCUAGUGAAGAGUCACAUGAUUCUAUACGGUCACCAGUGGAACUUGCAUCAUCGUCAUCAUCUACGACUUCUGGCAAGCGACCAGACUCUGAGACAAUUAAAGUUAUAGAACGUCCUGAUGGCAGUGAAACUGUGGUUGUUAUGCGGCACCCAAAAACUGAGACCAGUCUGAAGGUAGACAGGCGGUCUGGGGCAGAUUUUGAUAGUUCUGGUGAAAGCCACUACUACUCCUUUGAGCAAACUUCAGAAAGCGGUAGAACGUACAGCAGGCCAUGUUCAUCCGAUGUCGAAGGUAUGUUUGCAGGGACAGGCUCAUCAGAGUAUGAGUCUGCUCUUACGUCACAAGAACUGUCUUCACGUUCUGGCACCUCGUCUCAAGACUACCACACUGCAGCUGGUACCCUGAGUUCAAGAGAAUCCAUGCGAUCUCUCGACUCGGAAAGUUCUGGCCAUUUGGCCAGUGUUGAGGUUUCUAGUGAAGCAUCAGAAACACUUGUGCCAUCUGCACUAGAACUAGAAAAAGAUAUGGAAGGUGCUGUUGGAUUGCAUAUCUUGGAUGAAGAGGAAACCUCCCACAGGGAAGGUGCAUCAUACGCACCUUCAGUUGGAACAAUUGUUGAAGACAAACAUAUUGUUGAGCCAUAUGAUACGGUCAUACCACAUCAUGUCAUUAGGGGCGAAUCACCGCCAUUGUCUCAGAAAUUUCAUCCACAAGAGUAUGAUGAUGAUGGCAGAUUAAGUUCAUUUGAGAUGGUUAGUGAAUCAGAUGUUUUGGACUAUCCAGGAGAAGAGAUGAUAUCUGAAGAUGAAAUGGAUAUUUCUAUUCAGAAACAGAGGGAGAGGACUACAUCAACAGAUGAAUCCACUGAUGAAGAUAGACCACACUGUAUGAAGAGGUCUCACGAAAUGAUAUUUCAGCCAGAGCCAAGAGCUAUUCUCCCAGAAAGUCCUUUGUUAGACUCUCCUGGGGAUAUGCAUGAGGAGAAACUGGGUUCUAGUGUUGAAGAUGGAAGUAUUUUAAGUGUGAGUUAUUCAAGUGCCUCUGAUGCUGCUGGGUUGCGUACUGUAAUAGAACUGUCACGUGCAGACUCUGACAGACAAGAUGGAUCAGUUGCAUCUGAGCAGCUUAGUAUGACUGUGUCAGGAGCAUCAGAGCAACUGAGUUUUGAAGAAGCAGAUGUGAUUACAGCAGCCACAGCCCAAGCUCAGACUACAGAAACCAGCACAACCACUCACCCCACUCUUCCAUCAAUGCAUGAAUUACAGCUUUCAUCCGUAACCAUUACUACAUCAUCUGUUGAUGAAAGUGGAGUUCAGAGUGUGUGCACACAAGUGACCUCACAGUCGUAUGCAUCCAAUCAAGCUGAGGGAGAACGUGUAACAAUUCCUGAUGAUGACACUGAUGAAGCUUUUGCUACAAAUGGCCCAACACAAGUCGAGUAUAUUCCAGAAUAUGAUGAUUAUGAGGAGGUACCCAGCAGACGCUUGAUGGGUCAUCGUCGCAAAGAAAGCACUAGCUCAUUUGUACCAACAAAGUUAUCUAGUGUUUCAUCUGACAUUUCAGCAGAUUCUGAUACUGUUCCUGUUGUAGAUACAGUUAAACCUGGUCCAGAGAUCACUGAAGACAUGGCAGAAAGUGACAAAUAUCGUGAGGCAGUUCCACUGACACUGAAAGAAGUACACAGUGAUGAAAAGAAAGAUGUGGAUGAAGCAGAGAGGCUAGAAGAAUCAUACCAAACAGAGGCUGAUCAAGGUUUUCAUCGUGACGUUAGAGAAGGAAGAGUGGUUCUUGACGAAGGUAAUGAAGAGUAUGAUGCUGAAAUCAGAGAUUUAGUUGAUUCGAGUAGGCCUCAAUCACAAGUAAGCAAAUCUGACUCUGAGAGUUUCAGACCAGUGUCAAGUGGCCUUUCUGAUGAUCGGCCUGAUUCAGAGCUAGCAGAACUGUUGAAACAGUGCUCUUCAGACAGUGGCAGAGAAAAUGUAGAGGAUUCUAUUGAGCGUCCACUAUCUCCAGAACCAGUAGAUGAGUGUGAAAUCAAAGAUGAUACUCCGGAGUUUUCAUCAGAAGCACAAGCUAGUGUGACAGAGUUAGAGAUGGAGUACACUGGCGCUUUUAGUCGUGCUGGAGAAUAUGCAGCACAUGUAAGCCCAAUUCGUGAAGAGAAGGAUGGAAUCAAGUGUGAUGAUGAGAUGGCAGAAGCAGAAGCAGACUUUCAACUAACUUCUCAUAUUCUUCCAGCAACUAUUUCUGAAGACUUAGUUGCUGAGAAACAUGAACUUGAGACCGGAGAACAAGUACUUAAGGAACACAAGGACCAGUCCCAUGAGCCUCCUCCUUCACCUUCGGCGAUCCCCGACAUUACAGUCACUGAGCACAUGACACCAUUACUGGAUAAAGGUUUUCGUUAUCCAGAUCUGGAGCUGGAGGAAGAAGAACUUAGCAGGUCUAACGUACAAACACCGGCAUCAAUGUCAAGCGUAGCUUCUUCUGAAACAGAAACGGACCAGGGAAGAGAAUAUAUUGUGGAUGAAGGGGACAGUUGUAUUACAGAAGAAAAUGAACUAGAAUCUUUGGAUGAAAAAGUUGUAGAGCUGUCACAUUCAGUCGAUGAGACUUCUGCUGCUGAGGAUAAAACAGUUUAUGAGAUAGAGACAAAAGAAGAUUCUGAAGAACCAUUGAAGUUUCAGACUACCUCACCAUCUGAGUCCCCUACAAGUGAUUCAUUUGAGUUGCUGGAAAAACCUGACUUGACAGAUGAUUAUGUUGUAAUAGAAGAAGUUGGGAAGGAAGCUGAAGAGCACGACACAGAGGGAAAAAGUGUUCACAUCGACCUCCAGAAACGUGUCGUAAAGAAGAAGAAGCAACGCAGUGCCGAGGAGGAUGAACCUGCACUUAUACCUUCGCCACCAGCUCCUGCCACUCGAAUGACUGAUCUCAAGUACUAUCCUGAAGCUGGAGAUGACAUGGCUCCAUUCCCAUUUGAGGAUAGUCCACCUACUGCCGCCAAAAAGUCGUCUGAGGCAAAAGCACGGGAAGAGUCUGAAGGUGACCAUGAAUACGAGAAGGAUGUGGAAGCAGGUAAGAAAUGGAUUGAGAUGCAAUUCCAGGGAGAUGCAAGUGCUUCUGCUCUUGCUGCUGCUGGAAUGGCAGGGUACGGAUAUGAGAUGGACUUUGAACGUGUCCCAUUAGAAGAUAUAAAGGAGGAGGAAGUGAAUGACUUUGAUCAAAGUAGUAAGGUUGGUAGCAUUGGCAGUUAUCGUGAAUCAAUAGGCAGCUUUGGUAGUGUUAAAGACUCAUUUAGUAGCACACCGGAGUAUGAUGUACUUGCUGGAAGAAGAUACUUUACACGUUCUGGUGAUCAUGAUGAUGUUUCCAUGAGUUCACUUCAAGAAUUUGAACAGCUUGAAAAACAGAUUGCACAUGAAAUAGCUCGAAGAAAGAAUCAUGGCUCACAGGAUUCUUUGAAUGGCAGCUUGAAACGCCUAAGUUCAUCAAGCCGUAGUGGCCAAGGGGAUGAUAUUUCUUUGUCAUCUCUGAAGGAAUUUGAAGGUUUAGAAACAGCGUGCAUUGAAGCAACCAUAAUAGAGACACGAGCGAAAGAAGAAGAAAAGGCACUUCUGUCAGAAAUUGAAGAGGGCCAUGAAAGCCAAGUUUCAGAAUCAGAGAGCUGUGAGACAAUGUCAGCUGCUGGAGUUAGAGAGAGAGGAGGAGAGAGUGUUGAUUCAGAUGACUACGAGAGGCGCAUGUUUGAAAUUGAUGAAAUUAUAAGGCAGGCUCAGUCAAAUGUUGAACGAUUUGCUGAUGGCAGUGAUAAUAGUGCUUUGGAAAAAACUGAAUCUGUCGGUCGUGGAGAUUCGAUGGAAGAGGUCGCUCGUAUUCCUGAACUGGACCUCGACCAACCAUUUUACUCUCAGCACGGAGUCGUCUCGGCUGCCGUGACUCGUGUGUGGAGUGAUCCAAAGGCGACGAGUCCCGAAGGCAGCGCAGAUUCUCUUGAUCUCAAGACUGUUGCAGACAAAUCUCAAGAUCUCAUGACGACCAGCGCGGAUUCGAUCGAACUCCAGGCUCCGCUGACGCCCAGUGGUAAAGACAUAAUGACGGACUCGGUAGAGUUGCCCGUCGACUCCGGCGUCAUGGCAACCUCGACGGAUUCGCUAGAUCUGGUCACCACCGGUGGAGCGAGUGCCAUGGCGAUGACAGACUCCAUCGAGGAUGAGUUGGGACACGUUGAGAUAGAAGGUCAAGGGUCGGGUUCCGGCGGUCAAGACCAAAGCAGUUCCAGUGGACGCGAUGGGGACUUCAGCUCAUCAGGAAGAGACGAGAACAGCGGCGAACAAGAAAAUUUACUUCCUCCUAGAGCUGAACUAAUGUUGGGCAGCACUGACUCUCUAGACCCAUCCAGUUCAACCGCCACACACGCCACGUAUCAGAACGAAACAGACUCCAUGAUGUCGUCUAGCUUUACAAGCGGUGGGUCCAACACCAUGGUUUCCAGCACAGACACCUUGGAUCCCGCGUUGGCCUCCGCCGGAGCAUUCAGCGCCGUCGACCUCGCAGCUGCUGCAGCCAGGUCAGGGAUGUGGUUCGAGGACGUGGACUACUCGGCAAGCAAACCGAUCGUGACGGAAGUCGUGGAGUCCGUGGAGGGAGACGAGUACUCCCACACGAUAAGGCGCACGGUGGAACUUCCUCCGGAGGUUAGGAAAGUGACAUUCAAGGGGCCGGAUGCACAGCGAGCCCUCAAGGAGUACGUGCAGAAGUUCGCUCCCGGGGAAGAAGUAACCGAGACGCAAGAGACAGACGACGAUGGGAACGUUCACAUCAAGCGGGUGGUGCAGCAGCGCGUGGUGAUCGCGUCGGGAGGUAUCGACACGACUGCCCCUGUCACUGGCGACCUCGACCCCUUCCCCUCCGACCCGCUCCCCUCCUCUGGGGCUGUAGUAACCACCACUACCACCACCCAGCCGGACACAAUAGCUCCCCACUUAACAGGGGAUCUGGCCGCAAGUGGCCGCGAACAGCAAGCCCCCCACUCUGACGCACAGGCCGGCGCUCCUGCAGCAGCGAGAGCUAGCGGCGCUCGGCGGCGUCCCCCGCCCGUCCACGACAUUAGCAUUGACUUUGACGAGGACCGCGAGGUGGACCCCCGCGAGCAUGACUGGCGGUUCCACUUCCGACACCACUCGGAGGAGGAAGAAGAUGCUGUGACGGUCCGCGAGGGAACGAGCGCCGGGCCCCAGACAACACAGACAACCGCGAGGGUUGUCGGGGAAGACGGCUCCGUCACCACGACUACCACCAUGACGACCGUGCGGUCGGAGACCUCGGGAGACGACGACCAGCUGCGGGAGCUGCUCGACCGGCUGGAGCAGGAGAAGCAGGCCCGGCGCUAGGGCCUCCGCCCCGCCGUCCCGCCGCCCCCUUGCCUCCGCACCCGUCGCUUCUUCAUCCGGUCCCCCUGCCUGGCCAACACUGAGUGGUGUCCUUUUAACAGUCAAAAUGUUCACGUUUAUUUUACUCUAUCCCUCGAUGCACUCAACUGCUGUUCUUUCUGUCGUGAAACAGGUUUCUUCCUCGCGAGAAAUGGCUGCUUCGCACUGUCGACAAAAUAAAUGUUAAUUCGGAACGGAUAUGUUCACACAAGUUAAUUCUGUAAAUGUUAACAAAUAUAAUUUUUUUUUUUGUUAAUUAUUUAAGGUAUUCAUAAAUGAUUCAAAUGUUUCACAAAAUUGUAUAUCUUUUCACACUGCUUAAGUAGAGAACAGUAUCCUUUGGGUUAGGCAAAUUUAUCCCUUUUAAUUUUAUGUACAAAGUAAAUGCUUAGUGGGUGGUAGUUUCCACCAGUUUCCACUUAUGUUUACAAAAUGAAUAAUUCAACCAACAAGCUACAUAAAUAUCGUUGACUUCUAAUAUUUAAACAAAAAUAAUAAAACUAUAAUGAAAUUGAAGAACAGGAGGUGUAGUUUAUAAUACUCCAAUUAAAACUAGUGCAAAACACCCUCACCCCCCAUUUUAUGGUACUUAAAACCUAAGUGUAUAACAGUAUGUAAAGUCACUGGGAAUCAACAUAUACCUCUGAUAAUUACCUAUGUAUGUAUCAUUAUUUCUAAAGACCUAAUUCCAUUGUAAUAAUGGUGUUUUACCCAAUGAGAAGACUUAGCUCAUUGAGAUAUUAAAAUCUUUAAAGGUGACUUAUUGUAUAACUGCUGAGUGAUAUGAAGUGUUACCUAACUGCAUCCUAAUGAUUGAUUAAUACUUUUUCUGCAUUUGAAAAAGCAAAUUCAUUAUUGAAAAGGCCUCACUACUAUUAAACAAUUACCGUAGGUAAUAGGUAUUGUUACAAUAACCUACUGUGACAACUAUUCCAGAAUAUUGACCUAAAUACUGUACUUAUUACAGAAUACCUUCUUGUCUGCCAAUUAAAUAAAAGAACUAUUUCAUUGCAGUAAAGGAUUACCAUGUGGAAAUUGAUCUUAAAAUUACCAGAAAUUAAGAUAAAAUACUAGCUUAGUCAUUCUAACUGUCUGGGAAAAAAUUAGCUCUGCCCAUAAAUAGAAUUGUAGGUCAUUCAUUAUGUAACACUACCCUGAUCAUGACAUAAUUACUAGAAUACAACACGAGAUGUGUUUUAACUCAUAACCUAUUUCAGGAAAACUGAAAAAUAUGUUUAAGAAUAAGUGUUAGUUCACUUCUGUAAUAAAUUUAUGAGUAACUUUUUUACUCUUACUAAAGAAAGUGAAAUUUACUUGUGAUUUGAAAUUAUAUGUGUUACCUGUGCUAAAUAAAACACACGUACACAUCAGAAUCACUUAAAAUGUGAUUGGUAUUGUCUGAUAUCAUUCUGGACAAAAUAGAAAAAAAUGCAUUAGAUAUCUUCAUACGUGUAACUUAUCUAUUACAAAACUAAGACUGUAUAGUCUGAUACCUUUCUGCUUUGGUAGUAUACUUCGGCAUUUUGCUGAUAAACCAAACUGACAGCAUUAACAGAAGUCAAAGCAUGUGAAAUGAACAACCUCCUGAUCGUGACGUUUGGACCAUCAGCUUCAAUGUGUCCAACCCGAUGGGUCGUCUUGAACUUGAGAACUACACCUCGUGUCAGAGGGUUACUGUCCGAUAAAGACGUUUUAUUGUGGCUGAGUGAUCACGGCACGAGUGUUCGACAUGAACAGUUUCACGCGAGUGCGUCGAGAAGUAGCUGUCCGUGCUGGCCUUCGGCGCACGCAAGUCCGUGUCGUGCACGAAGAUGCAAGCAGACAACUAGAAACAGCACUGAACUGUUCGAAAAUAAUGUGUCUUUACAUUGAAGUAUAUUGAGCAUGUUGUUAGCUGUUCCGAAAUAAUAUCUUACACAUAAUUGCAAAAAAAAAAAAAAUAUUUCAGCUAAGCAGCAAGUAGAAAAAAUUCAAUGAAAUUGUCUAGUCAGAAAAUAAAUUACUGUAAUGUGUGUAAAUAAAUAUAUAUAUAUUGUACAUACGUAUUUUAACAACUAAUUACGACAUAACUUAUUUAAUAAUGUAAGCACUUACCAAAAUAAAACGAUAAGAAAGCAAAGACUAAAUUUAAUAGAAGUAAUAAAUAUUUGGUUUGAUGUGUGAGAAUAUAUGUAAACGUUAAGACAACUUGUGAGAAUGAUGACCUCUUGCCAAGCGCUGUGGGUCAAGCGAUUGUCGAAAGGUCAUUGUGUUUCAAACAUUUCAAAGGACUGAUGAACAUAAAAAUAUAAAGAAAUACUACACCAUACUUUUCCAUCAUGUUUGUUGAUCAGUAAAGUAUUUACUAUUCCUAACGCAAUACACUUUCUUGGGCUAUUACAACUUUGUUUUUAAUGUCAGUCCAAUAACAAUAGACUUCAUUAUCAAGAGCAGUUUUAACACUGCGAGUAGCUGAUGACAAAAAAAAAUUAAUUUCAUAUUGAAGUUGAUAAUGUUGUAAGGCUAUUACUUUUUUUGUUUUGUUUUUGAAAUUAUUAUGAAUGUUUAAUGUUUAUGGAUACUGUUACUCAUAGCCAUAAGGAAGCAAAACUAAAAAUUACCAUAAAAAAAUUUAAAUAAUAUUAGCUUUUUAGACAUGUUGCAGUGAUUUAAAAUACCUGCUAAUUAUUGCUAAUGCUUUCAGUGAUGAAACUGUGCUCUCAUUUGUUUCAAUUGUAGUUAUCGCUUGUUGCAGUUUGUAUUUGAACUACGAUUAUUUAUAAGUGACAUGUUGUCUUGUCGGUUUGUUUUUAAAAAAUUACUGUAAUAUUUUGUUGUUUACUUUUUGCUGAUGUUUGAAAGUUGGUACAUUUGCUGCAAUCUGAAGCUUCAAUAUGUUAUUCAACUCAUUUGCAACACAUAUCUAUAUCAUACUUGACUAAAAUGUACUUGAUCAUAUAGGUACUCCGUAAGGUUGUGGUUACUAGCCGUGUCUAGUUAGGAAGUUUUGCUGUUUACAUCCAUUGCUUUCCUUCCACAAAUAUUGUAAUGAACAUCAUUGCUAGCAUGAUUUGAGUCGUGAAUAUCUAUAAUGUACUUAAAAUAAUGAAACUAUUGUUAUUUUUGAAGAAACAUUUUUUCCUUAGCUCAUAAAGUGUUAAAAGGACAUGCUUCUUUUUGAAAAUCUUUAUUAUAAGAUAUACAUAUAUAUAUUAAUAUAUCAUUGUCUUUGGAUGAAUGUACGAGGAUGCAGCUAAUGUUUUUAUUGGCUCACUGUUUUGACAUUGAAAUAAAGCUUACGAAGUGCCAGAACUUGUGGUUUUAUUUACUAAAUGACAUUUCCCAUUGCAUCAUUUAUUUAUAAUUAUAAUUACUUCAACAUUACUUUUUGAACUUGAUGCCAAGACCACAUCUUUGUUGUAUGCGUAAUAUUGAAAAGCCGUUGU
This is a messenger RNA of Bacillus rossius redtenbacheri, 50830 nucleotides long. RefSeq names its product titin-like. Gene Ontology annotation, biological process: signal transduction; lipoprotein metabolic process; lipid transport. Bases 1794 to 47366 code for a protein of 15190 amino acids. Gene Ontology annotation, cellular component: extracellular region. The transcript has 8 exons. Gene Ontology annotation, molecular function: protein binding; lipid binding. NCBI's taxonomy places the organism in Eukaryota, Metazoa, Arthropoda, Insecta, Phasmatodea, Bacillidae. The record is from RefSeq and is a predicted model, not a curated record.